GGAGAGCCCGUGCGUCGUGACGCAGCUGGCGAGCGCGUCCCGAGCGCAGGCCCUUCGCCGCGUCCCGCGCCGUCUCGGUCCCGAGCGGAGGAGGCGCCUCUCUUCUCCUCGCUCCCCAGCGCCGCCGGGCGAAGCGACCGGGAAGAGCCGGGCGGCGGAGAGAGAGAGGCGGACCCGCCCGGGCGCGCUCGGCGGCGCGCGCCAAGCAGCUGGCCAGCCCCGACGGGCGUCAUUUCAUCUCCGGCUGCUUCCUCCUUGCCUGCAUGUAGCGGGGGGAGCCGGAGGGAAACCUCGGCUUCCUCUGCAGCGCCGCCGUCGCGGGGGGGAGAGUCGGUGGCCAGCUCCCCACGCGCCCGUUUCCCGAGGUAUUAGCUCCCGGUCCUUCUCCAGGGGCGGCGUUGCGCCCGGGCGCCUUGCUGCGCUUUCGCUUCCCCGGUGGGGCGAGUUUGGGGGCGCAGCGGAGGGUUUGCUGCCUGGCGGGAGUGGGGAGGAAAGGAUAGCGGGGUUGGGGGUUAAAGAAGGCGUUGGUGGGGUUGUUACUCCGGCCUCUCUCUCUUUUCUUUCUUUCUUUCUUUCUUUCUUUCUUUCUUUCUUUCUUUCUUUCUCUCACUCCCUCCUUUUGAAACCACAAAAGCAAAACUAAUUUUACGCAGGAAACUUCGGGUGGGCUGGGCUUCCUUCCACCCGCCCAGAGAAAUUCCCUUCCCAGAUACGAAUGAAACCAAAGUGCAACCCUAUCAAAACGGGGUGGAUCGCUUGGGAUAUUAAGAGUUAUGAAGGCCAGGGUUGUAAUCCACCCCCUCCCCAUUAUUUCCCCCCUUCUAUUAAAAUAAUAUUAAUGAAAUAUAAUAAUUCUCUAUUUAGGCUGUAGUUGCAGUCUGAGGUAGAAAGAUGUGAACUCUUUCCUCGUGGACAAGAAGAGGCCUUUCUUCCACCUUGCCGAUGGUGUGUAUUCUUAUUUUUUAAAAAACUUUUUUGGGGGGGUGGGAAUCGGUGUUUAAGUAAUGCACCUUCAAAAUAUGGUUAAAGGGUUGAGGAGAUUUCCCUCACGUGCCUAUUGUGUUUCAACUAAGGGGUAAUUAUUGUAGUCCUAGUUCAUAUACAGUGGUGCCUCGCAAGACAAAAUUAAUUCGUUCCGCGAGUUUUUUCGUCUAGCGAAUUUUUCGUCUUGCGAAGCACGGUGUCAGAAAAGUUUUGGAAAAGCUUCAAAAAUCACCAAAAACCUCAAAAAAGGCUACCACACUGCGUUCUAUGAGUUGCUCCUCGAAGUCAAGUCGCAACUGUAUUAACGGUGUUAAGAGAAAGGAAACAAACUUGCAAGACGUUUUCGUCUUGCGAAGCAAGCCCAUAGGGAAAUUCGUCUUGCGUAGCAGCUCAAAAACUGCAAAACCCUUUCGUCUAGCGAGUUUUUCGUCUUGCGAGGCAUUCGUCUUGCGGGGCACCACUGUAAUUAUGUUAUGGUUUGUUUUUGUGCUUUCUCUUUCGCAGCAUGGAACUUGUUUUCCAGCUGCUAGUCUGCUUCUUAAGAAGGAAAGAUUGUGUGGAUUGUUGGGGAAGGGGAGAUCUGGGGCAGAGAACUUUUUAUCUGGGGUGGGAAGGAGUAAUGAAAUGUUCAGUUUCAGUAACAGAAGCCAGUGAGGCUGUUUAGCUCUCCAUCCUCUUACUUGAUCACUCCAACUUUCCUGGUCUAUAUAGGAAACAGAUUCCCUUUGACAUUGCUGAAUUGUAGCUUUAGGAAAAUAAUGGAGGGUGAAGGAGAUGAUAAAUACCAGUAGGAAACAUGUCAGGCAAUUUCGUAGAACAAAACAAAACAAAAAACAGAGUCUGUAUAUGAGCUGUUGGUUUUCAGACAGCAGAAUCGGUGUGAAUUAUAUGGGAGAUACAUGAUUGUAUCUUCCAACAUCCUUUUCUUUGAUUAAAAACAGCUGUGAUGUGGUCUUGGCUAAUAGCCUAUGGAGGGGGAAAGAUAGGUACCUGUAGAAAUUUUAAGUUGUUUGAAGGGUGUGGGAGGAAGCUUGCGAUCCAUCUAGUUCGGUUAUUCAUUGUGUUGUGCAAACUCAUUCCUUAUAUACUUGCAAUUUAUUUUUUUGUCAAAUGUGCAUGUGUUGUAUAUGCAAUUCAUACAUUAAGAAGAAGAAGAAGAGCAUUAAUAUUGCUGUCAAAAGUUAAGGUUUCGAGCUCUUCCUGGCAUUUGUAAAAUGUUUGUUGCUUUGUUGCCUGGCCAACUGCUGCCUUCUUGGUGUCAUUUCCUUGUGGGCUGAUGCCAUGGGCAACAGAUAAGAAUAUUGCCCUUUUCAUCAAAUCGAAUAGUUGAUUUUUCCACCCUGCAGUUGGUAGUGUUUUACUGACAUUGGAAGAGGAGUACAGGACCUCUGUUCCAAGUUGGCUGUUGCAAAGGAGUGUAAAACCUUGAUUACGAGUUGGAGCAAAAAGCCCCCCCUUAAACGCAAAGCAGCGAGGAGCUUCAUAGUUUUCAUGGUAAUGUUUUCUGCCACUGUUACACUGCUGUCAUCCCCCGUCCCAACAGAGAUGUGUGUGAACAAACAACACAUCCUCACAUGUGUGUACACAUUCCAUGAGAGUCUUGGCUGUCGGUCGUGGCCCUCAAUGUUGGAUGAAGAACAUGGAACUCCCUGCACAGUUUCUGCUAAAGGUUUUGAUGCAUAAAUCAAAUUGGUACAUAGGCAAAGCGCAGGUUACAAGAUGUAGCAGGUAUCUUGUAUAAAGGGCCAGGUAUAGAGACAUGGGGACGCGAGUGGCGCUGUGGGUUAAACCACAGAGCCUACGACUUGCUGAUCAGAAGGUUGGCAGUUCGAAUCCCCGUGGCGGGGUGAGCUCCCGUUGCUCGGUCCCUGCUCCUGCCGACCUAGCAAAGUGUAAGUAGAUAAAUAGGCGGGAAGGUAAACGGUGUUUCCAUGCGCUGCUCUGGUUCGCCAGAAGCGGCUUAGUCAUGCUGGCCACAUGACCCGGAAGCUGUAUGCCGGCUCCCUCGGCCAAUAAAGUGAGAUGAGCGCCGCAACCCCGGAGUCGGCCACGACUGGACCUAAUGGUCAGGGGUCCCUUUACCUUUACCCUUUAUAGAGACAUGGCUAAGUGCAAGCAGAUAAUGUUGAUCCAAUAAGCCACAUGCUCCCUGGACCUUCCUUUUGAAGAGUGGGUUAAGCACAGCUCUUAGUGUGGCAAGUGGUCAGCACCCAAUUAACUCCCAAUUAGUUGCCUUCCUGAAAGAGGGACAUCCUCACUGACAGGAGAAGGAGACGUCUGCCUAGGGUUGACCAAUGUCGCAGGGCUGGAACAGUCCUCUGCCAACCCACUUUGCCCCUGCCUUGGAUCCAUCCUCCUUGCCAAGUUUAGACAUCUCCAACUCCCUGAGUACCUCCUGUUCCUCCUUAGCAUCUGACCACCCCCUGCAUGAAACCUUUAAUAGCUUCAUGGCAUCGCCCUGUUUCUAAAGUGCCCCCACCCCAGUCAUGAGGUUUGGAUUUGCCUGAAUAGCAUUAAUGGAAUUUGGCAGUUAAUUGGGGGCAUGCAAGUCACCUGUGUCUUCCCAGAAUGGCUCUAUUAGCCAUAAUUGCUCCAGUGAAUCAAAUACCUGCAGCCUAGGGUUGCCCAGCUCCAACUCUCUGAGCUCCUCCCAUUCCUCCUCAGGAUCUGGCCAUCUUCUCCAUGACACUGGCUCUCAGUCACAAAUACUCACAUGUUUAGAGACCUGUCAGGAAUGCUUUAUUGUGAGGGAUGCGGGUGGUGCUGUGGUCUAAACCACUGAGCCUCUUGGGCUUGCCAGUCAGAAGGUCGGGAGUUUGAAUCCCUGCGAUGGGGUGAGCUCCCAUUGCUCUGUCCCAGCUCCUGCCAACCUAGCAGUUCGAAAGCACGCCAGUUCAAGUAGAUAAAUAGGUAUCGCUGUGGCGGGAAGGUAAACAGUGUUUCCGUGCGCUCUGGUUUCUGUCACGGUGUUGUGCUGUGCCAGAAGCAGUUUAGUCCUGCUGGCCACAUGACCCGGAAAGCUGCCUGUGGACAAACGCCAGCUCCCUCGGCCUGAAAGCUAGAUGAGCGCCACAACCCCAUAGUCGCCUUUGACUGGACUUAACCAUUCAGGGGUCCUUUACCCUUUUUAGCUUUACUGUGAGGGCAAACACUACUGUAACAGUUGCAUUCCUAUGGCAGACAAGAUUGCCAUGUAAAAUGCGAAGCCUUUCAGAAAGAGGAAGUUUAAAAGCGAGGGAAGCUUCCAAAGGGCAUUGGAAGCUGCAGAGCAGGCAUAGGCAAGCUCGGCCCUCCCGAUGUUUUGGGACUACAACUCCCAUCAUCCCUAGCUAACAGGAGCUGUGGUCAAGGGUGAUGGGAAUUGUAGUCCCAAAACAUAUGGAGGGCCGAGUUUGCCUAUGUCUGCUGCAGAGGCUUUGUUCAACUGGAAAAAGAAAGGUAAGCAAGGUGCUUAACACUUGGUAUUGCAUUGCCAAUGCCAGUCAUGCAGGAGUUAAAGUACAGCUUUGGAAACAAACUCUUUAAAGUUAACCCAUUGGAAGCAAAAUGCCCUCAGCUACAGAAUAUUACUAAAGGACACGGAGUGUCUCUUGUGUAACUGUAUAACUGUACGCUAUGCUUACUCGUGUUCAGUGCCAGUUAAUUACAUAAAUAUUACCUUAUUCUGGUUGUAGGGUUAUAUAUCAGCCUUGGUAUAUUUUUACAGGUGGCAUUUUACUUUUAAUAACAGCUUCAUUAAUUGGGAGUGUGUGUGUGUGUGUGUGUGUGCAGUGGGUGUUAAUUCAGCUGUGGGAAGGGCAAAUUAUUUCACAAUUGGGAGUUAAAUAUGCUUGAAAGAGGCAACUUAGAAAAUUGCUCUGCAUUUAUUGUGCUUUUAAAACCUGGUCACUGAGUUCAUUUUGCAUGGUCCUUUUUUAUAUCAAAGGCAGUGUCCAAAAUCAACUUCUGUGGUGUUUUGAGAGUUACAACUAUGCAACUACAACUUUUUAAUAUACCAGAGCAUUAAGAAUAUAAGUUUAAUUAUGUAUUUUUGAAAUGUGUGUGUCUGACUUACUUUGUUGCAUAUUUGAUGUAGUGCACUUAUUUUCAGAAUACGCUGUUCUGUGAAAUAUUUGUUUUAUGUAUUGAAUUUGUAUACUGCUCUUCCUCCCAAAGGAGCCUAGGACAGCAAACACAACCUCAAUGUUAAACAAACCCCUCUAAGAGUAAUCUGUCAUUCCUAGUGUCCAGUGUCUUAACUAAUGCCAAACUAGAAUUUUCCACUCUCAAUAUACUCAACAUAUCCCAAAGUACUGAAUAGUGUAUCAGUAUGUACUAUAACAUACACUCAUUGGUAUCAUUAUCAUAGUUUGAUGCUUCCACUGUAAAUUCUUGUAAAUUGAUGCUUCUGACUUACAUAAGAAUGCUCUAGUUAACCAUGGUGGCAAAAUGUGUUUUGAAAUUUUGAAAAAAAAUGUGGAUUUUGUUUAGGUUUGGGAGUUGGAAAGAAGUAAGAGGUGAUAUAAAAUGUUAGUAGUCUAACUCAUAGUUAACCCAUUGAUUUCAGUGAGUCUUGUUUGAGGAUGAAUUAGGUAUUGUUUUUAGUUGAACUGAGUGUUGAUUCCAUAUAUUUGCAGAAAGGGAGAACCAACAUCAAACAAAUUAUGCCUUCUAUUCCCUCCCUUUCAACCCCAUUCCAGAUUACUGCAUUUUCUGCCUUCAGUGCAUCAGCAAAAAGCAGAUUUCCACUGUGACUCGCAAGGUCUUUAAACUAUGUAGUUAGAGCCAAUUUGGCGUCUAUAUCAAUAUAUACAGAACAAACAACACAGUGUCCAUUGCUUUAUAUUUGCUGAAUGUUAUCUGCCGUUUCACGAAUCCAAUUUGCUAUGCAUUGUACUCCCAGAAAUAAUAGCAUCUUCUAAUACCAUAUCCUUUUGUUAAUGCUCCUUGCACACAAUCAGAGUUCUUCUGCAGAGUUCAACUCUAGUGAAUGCUCACUCUGAUUUCACUGAUCAGAAAACGUUUUAUCCAGUGCUGAUCCAAACCCUCCUUCCUGCCCCAUUUCAUCACACCCAUUUAAGAGGCUACAGUUCUUUCUUAUUUACUGUCUCUCUGUGUGGAACAGAAAACACUUUUACCAAUGCUAUCACCACUGUCUCAGGUUUGGAAAUCCAUCCUGGUGCUCCCACCUUGCCUUCUUUGCACGCUUGUGUUGCAAACAUUCAGAAAACCUGCCACAAGACUUGGAAGCGAAUUUGAACGCAGCAAGGAACAGCCGUGUAGUCUGUUGUGAGUCGUGAAGAUCUGGAUCAUUUGUAUCAUUUCCACAGUUCUGAGCUUCUGCUGCAAUAUCUUUUGGUAACUGUUUCCAUGGCAAGGAGCACAUUAUUCCAAAACACGGUUCAGACUCUUGACAGGCAUAUUUAUAUUUGCUGUAUCCUGCUUAAAUGUUUUCGGCACAAGUUAGCAGCAUGUAAACAUUCUUAUAAAUAACAUGAAAACACUGGCAUUGGAAGUUCUCACAGACAGCAAUAUCCGCCAUUUCUUUUGCUGGCAUCAAACAUUUAGGGUUGUUUCUUCUUCUUUUGAUAGAAAACAAUGGAUGCCACCAUUCUUCUUUCUGAGUGUCAUGUACCAACAACAGUUGCUACACCGGGGAGCAGUUAGGAAAUGGGCAUGCUCCAAGCAUCUGUCAAACAAUUGCCUUCUGAUGAGGUUCUUUGGGCUUUGGUAUGUUGGCCUAGACAGGUGUUGUGGUGAUUCUGCAUGUGAAUGGAUUCAUGUCCUGUGACCUGUGUCAAGCUUUUCUAAGUCUUUGAACACAUAUGCAUAUACUGCAACUCUGUUUAACGUUAGGGGUGAAUACCCGGUUCAUAGGUAAAGGUAAAGGGACCCCUGACCAUUAGGUCCAGUCGUGGCCGACUCUGGGGUUGUGGCGCUCAUCUCGCCUUAUUGGCCAAGGAAGCCGGCAUACAGCUUCCGGGUCAUGCGGCCAGCACGACUAAGCCGCUUCUGGCGAACCAGAGCAGCGCACGGAAACGCCGUUUACCUUCCCGCCAGACUUAUCUACUUGCACUUUGACGUGCUUUCAAACUGCUAGGUUGGCAGGAGCAGGGACCGAGCAACGGGAGCUCACCCCGUUGCAGGGAUUCGAACCGCUGACCUUCUGAUUGGCAAGCCCUAGGCUCAGUGGUUUAACCCACAGCGCCACCCGCUUCCCAUUAUCCGGUUCAUAGGUUUGCAUAUAUCCCCUGUCGCUGAGUACCGUAUUGGCCUGAGUAUAAGCCGCACCUUUAAAAUUCGGGGGGGGGGGUGGAGGGGAGACAAUACCCAAAUAUAAGCCGCUCCCUUAAAAUUAUGCAGGCACUCACACCCGUUCCGUUUUACCGUAUGUCUCUUUUAGCAGCAACAUAGUAAAAGCCAAUUUUUGUAAGGUCAUGAAUUUAAGCCGCACUUUUCACGGUUGGAAUUGGGGGGGUGUGAAGCAUAUAUUCGGGCCAAAAUGGCAAUAAGCGAAAGGAUGGGGGAGAACACUUCUUUUAAUUAAAAAGUGCAAAUAUAAUUUUAUGCCUGUCUCAUAACAGAUGUGGAUAUUCAACCAGUGCAACCGAACCACUCCUGAAUCUGGUCCAAAUUUUAGAAAACAAAGGAAUCACAUAGAUCAGUGGUUUUCUGGUUCAGGGAUAGGAUCAGAAUCUUAUUCUGAUGUGUGAAUGUAUCCUUUACUCACUUGAUGUUCCUAUCCUCUAAUUAUCUGCUAUAAUUAGAUUUACAGUAAGUAGAAUGGCACCUGCUAUAGCCUUAGAAUGGCAGUUUCAAAAACUUCCUAUCUUAGUUGGGCAUCUUUAGUGCUCAGUCAUCAGUUGACAUCAGAAAUAAUUUGAUUCUAUACAUUUUUAAUAGAUUUUGGGAUGAUGGGCUUACUGAGUCAGAGAGAGCAACUGAUGUAAGUUAAAUAGCUUCUGGGCUUCAUACCUGUGCCACACAAAUUGCAUUGUUAGAGUACCCCGACUUUUUGAUAAGUGAAUACCUAAUUUCAUGGCUGCCAAUGCCAGCUACCUUUAAUGGGUGUAGUGUAUUCACACAUAUUAUUAACUUGCUUGUGAUGGUUCUCUUUUGUGCAGUUAAGCAGCUGCACGUUGGAACAGUUAUUUCCUAAGACCGUUGUUAAGGCAGUUCCUUUCUUGGUUAUAAAAAUAAGUAUUGAUUAAUUUUUGUUUACACUUUGUCAGAUUUGUUCACACUAAACAGCUGCAUGAGUUUAUAACCAGGCAUCUCAGGUUAGCUGGAAUAUGUUAGAUAUAUUUUGCAGAAACAGAACAUGCAAAACUGAAAGUAUACAAGCUAAUCAUUAGUCUGCUAUCUUUUUGUGGCAAGCCAUAUUUACAUAAUAAGACAAAUAUAACUAAUAUUGUUUAGUCUAUGGAUGCAAUCACGGAACUGUGUGUUUUCUCAUUGUAUAUUUGCAUGGGAAAUGUCACGUAUCUAAAGAACUAAAAUAACAUACGUUGACAUUCUUUCCUUCUCAAAACAGUUAUUCAUGGUUACAUUUUAUCUUCAGUCUUUAUCCUAAAAGAUAGCUAUAAUUGUAUAUUGGUUGGUGCUGAAAAUAAUUCAACUUCCAGAGAAACAAUGUCUGCAUCUCUGCCAACAAUGCACAGGAGUGGGGGGGGGUGUCGCUUUGUGGCACCUGAAUUCAAAAUCCUAUCCCUAAUCUUGGUAAAGUUCUACCUAUCUCCACCCCUUUCUUCCUACCCAAGAGAAAUAGUGCAAAUCAUGAACUUCUAACUAAUUGCUUAAAUGUCCCUUGCUGUAUUCUUGGGAAAGCUUUAUCAGUUAUAUAAAUGCUAGAAUUCUGACCCUGCAUGAUAGAACGUAGAGUUUUAUGACUUUGCAUUGCAGGUGCUGUCUUCUCAAUCAAACCGUGGCAUAUUUAGUAAACCUUUGUUCUCUCAACUAGUGGGACCAAUUCUAAAUGUUGUUGCUUUUCUACCAGUGCUUUUAUCCCAAAGCAUCUGCGCUUCUCUGUUCAAAAUCUACAUGUACUCAGUGGAUGAACUCAGGACUACUAUGAGAUAUAAAUUACAAAUCCACCCAUCUAUGAUUCUAUGAAUCAUUGUUCUUACUAGACAGUCUUGAUCAAGUCACAGUUUUCCAGCCUUAGUUCUGCAUUUGUAAAAUGGGGGAAAUAUCCACUUGCUUCGUAUAGUUGUUGUAGUAGGAGAGGGCUGUGCAGUACUGCUUCACUGUAAAAGCGUUUAUGCAGUUGACUAGCAAUUACAACAACACAGACAAAAUGCUCAUUAUUGUGACAGGAAGCAACAGAGAAAAGACAUGGUUCUUGUAGGAGCACCUGGCAAUAAACUGUGUUUGUGGCUUUGCAUAUUGCUGUGAACCUUUCUCUUGCUGAUAUAUAACGCCACUGCUUAUAUAUCAGCACUGGUUAUAUGCCCAGGGCUGCCUGGGAAUUCGUAGAAACCCAAAGAUAUUGUUACAUACGCUUCAGGUUACAGACUCCGCUAACCCAGAAAUAGUACCUCGGGUUAAGAACUUUGCUUCAGGAUGAGAACAGAAAUCGUGCGGUGGCGGCGCGGCAGCAGCGGGAGGCCCCAUUAGCUAAAGUGGUGCUUCAGGUUAAGAACAAUUUCAGGUUAAGAACGGACCUCCAGAAAGAAUGAAGUAAGUAAUCAGAGGUACCACUGUAGUGUAAUUUGGCAGUUUGGACCUGCCACACCAAAAAUCGAGUGGAUACACACCAAAGUUACUUCUCCGUCCACUAUCUCGAUUCAAAAUAGUGUCAAGCAUCAAAUAACACACACACACACCCCUUCUUUGCAAGAGACUUGUCUCAAAGAGCUACUCUGGAAAAUUGCAAUUGACAUGGUGAUAAACUUUUAGCAUGUCCAAACACUAGCUUUUGACAGAUUUAGGGGAGAGUGACUGGUUUGGUCACACCGGGCAUGAAGCCUUGGGGGUGCCAUGGGGGGCUGUAAAUAUGAUUAGGAUGGAGCACAAGGGGGGGGCAAAUUUGGGUGUUGCACACCAAUGUAAUGGAGGCAGUGAAAGAUUUUACUUUCUUGGGCUCCAUGAUCACUGUAGAUGGUGACAGCAGUUACAAAAUUAAAAGACGCCUGCUUCUUGGGAGAAAAGCAAUUACAAACCUAGACAGCAUCUUAAAAAGCAGAGACAUCACCUUGCCAACAAAGGUCCGUAUAGUUAAAGCUAUGGUUUUCCCAGUAGUGAUGUACGGAAAUGAGAGCUAGACCAUAAAGAAGGCUGAUCGCUGAAGAAUUGAUGCUUUUGUAUUAUGGUGCUGGAGGAGACUCUUGAGAGUCCCAUGGACUGCAAGAAGAUCAAACCUAUCCAUUCUGAAGGAAAUCAGCCCUGAGUGCUCACUGGAAGGACAGAUCCUGAAGGUGAGGCUCCAAGACUUUGGGCACCUCAUGAGAAGAGAAGACUCCCUGGGAAAGACCCUGAUGUUGGGAAAGAUGGAGGGCACAAGGAGAAGAGGACGACAGAGGACAAGAUGGUUGGACAGUGUUCUCGAAGCUACCAGCAUGAGUUUGACUGAACUGCGGGAGGCAGUGGAAGACAGGCGUGCCUGGCGUGCUCUGGUCCAUGGAGUCACAAAGAGUCGGACACGACUAAACAACAUACCAAUGAAAUUUGUGACCCCAAGGUCCUCCACUACUUUUGGUGGCUUGGUGCCGUGUGACUAAUGCACCAGCAUAGACUCAGCCAAUGAGAUCACUCUCCAUCCCCUUAGCUGCAAGAUUCCUUCAUUAUCCACUAUGUAUGAAUUGUGAUGUGUAUCCUAUUGCCUUUGACUUGGGAACAAUCAGGCAGAAACAUACAUGCAAGUGAGGCAUUCUUUGACUGCAUUUCAUCUGAAAUAAGCCCUUGGACUCAUGAAAGCUUAUAUGAUGGAUUAAAUGGAAGACUAUUGUGGAUGGGAUGGGUAUACAAAAGGAUCGUGAGAAAGGAGAAAUAAUAAUGGAAACUAGCUUCAGAGAAAAAGUCACGGGUGACUAAUGAUAUGAACCUAAUGACCUGGAAAUGGGUUUUGAAUUAUAAAUUCCUUCCUCAUUCUAACCGUAGACCCAAAGUCUACAGUAAAGUUAAAGUCCCUAAAACAUUGUCAAAAUGAUUGAAACAAAUUUAGUUUCUUUUAAUUUUGAGAAACCCAGCUUUUAAAAAAUCGGCACAUGUAUGUUCUAUCCUGCCUCUCAGUUGUUUUCCAUUCUUUGGCUUGCUUCUUUUUGCAUAUAAGGAUUGGUCUUCUGCCUUCUGAAACUGUCGCAACUAAUUUUGAGUCAGCCUGUGUAUAUUUUAAUAUAGCAUUAUUCAGAGGAAACGGGGGAAUAUGCAUUCUCAAUUGCAUGAUUCAUCACUAGAGAGACCUAGCCAGAUGCCACCCAACAGAAUUCUUUUGAACAAUGCCACUUAAUGACAGAUUUCUCAUGUGGUCCAAGUGUCUUUCAAGAACAUGAGCCAAUAUUUUCUUCUCGCCCCUUAUGAAAGCAACCUUGUAUAGUCAUACAAUGCAGCAGAAUACUACUUGAAAGGAAUAGUCUUGCUGGUAUGGAAAUUGUAUGAGUUGUAGCUUGGAAAAGUACCUCUCAAAUGUCAAACUUGGGGAUGUCCCUAAUAUUUCAAACGACCCUGUAUUAACAUUGCAAAAUACUUCAUUCUGAAUACAUUUCUGUUCCACUGAGUUUUCCUAGUACUGACUUAGAGCCAAGCUAGACUUUGUUCCCACCAAGGGGGAUGCUGUUGGAAAUAAAAUAGCCAUACUUACACCUCUCCCUAUCAUAUUAUCUCUAGGACAAUGGUUCCAAAACUCUCUCUCACACACCUGGGCCACUUGAAAAUAGUUGAGAGUACUUGGCUGACCACUCACAAUGUUUCUGCCUGUUGUAACUAUGGCAAUGCAUUGGGUUAAAUGCUGUAGGCUUUUAAAAUUGCUUUUUUAUUUCUUAUAUAUUGCAUGCUAUUAUAUUAAGCCUGAAAUUUGAGGAAUUCAAAUUGUAACGCCAAAAAAUGCAAGAUAAGAAACAGAAGAAACAAUAAAAUGCAAUUAAAACCAAUACGGAUAUUUAAUGCCACCGAUAUGCCACCUCCUAUAAAGGUAAGGGGAAACCUGACCAUUAUGUCCAGUCGUGACCAACUCUGGGGUUGCGGCGCUCAUCUCGCUUUAUUGGCCGAGGGAGCCGGCAUACAGCUUCCAGGUCAUGUGGCCAGCAUGACUAAGCCGCUUCCGGCGAACCAGAGCAGCUCACAGAAACGCCGUUUACCUUCCUGCCGGAGCGGUACCUAUUUAUCUACUUGCACAUCGAUGUGCUUUCAAACUGCUAGGUGGGCAGGAGCAGGGAAUGAGCAACGGGAGCUCACCCCAUCGCGGGGAUUCAAACCGCUGAUCUUCUGAUCUUCAAGUCCUAGACUCUGUGGUUUAACCCACAGCGCCACCCGCGUCCCACAUGCCACCUCCCAUAUUCAACCACAAAUCCACAGGUGCCCUGUAGACCACCUGGUGCAGCUCCUAGACCUAGACCAUAGUUCGAGAACCCCUGUUCUAAGAGAAUUUGCUAUGUGAUGCACUUUGACCACCCUGAGUUUCCUUGCCACAGUCAGUGGUAGCCAAUGCCAUGAAGCAAGGACAGAAAACUCUCUUUAAGUGGGAGCAGGGGGAAGUCCAACUUGCUACAACCAGUUGGAUAGAAAAGCUCAGGCUCAGCAAUAGUGGCCAUCCAUAAGCAUUUAUAAAGACUGGUUGGUGUGCGUGUGGACCAUGGGUAGGCAAACUAAGGCCCGGGGGCUGGAUCCGGCCCAGUCGCCUUCUCAAUCCGGCCUGUGGACGGUCUGGGAAUCAGCGUGUUUUUACAUGAGUAGAAUGUGUCCUUUUAUUUAAAAUGCACCUCUGGGUUAUUUGUGGGGCAUAGGAAUUCGUUCAUUAUUUUUUUCCUUUUCAAAAUAUUGUCCGGCCCCCCACAGGGACCGGCCCCCUGCUGAAAAAGUUUGCUGGUCCCUGAACUAUUAUUGGAUUUUUACUUGGAUCGUUUCCUGUAUCAAAAUCAACAGAGAAGCAGUGGCUGAGGACUGCAAUAGCCUGGGUACAAUACUUAGUAACUUAAAUUAGCAGGGGAUUUUAUUACCUUUUGGCACAAUUAGUCACUUCCUCAGCCAGGGCUUUUGCCUUCUCAAGGAGUGUCCCCUGUGCUUUUACUACAUUGCAUAUUCCUUCAGACAACUCAAGUUAUCCUGUUCUUUUUAAAGUCUUCGGCGAUUAACAGUUUUGUGCUAUUUGUAUAUCUCCUUGUUCACAAUGAAAUGGACCUCUCUUAGCCCCGGUACGGCCUCUUGGAUGCAAUGCAGGCAGACACUGAGGAAAUAAUGUACCCUCCUUGAGCUUGCUUUAGUUUUGCUGCAACAGUUCGCUGCUGCAAGAGACUAACUCCGGGUCAAUUUGAGAAGCAGCUUAUUUCUUAGACCAGGGGUCAGCAAACGUUUUCAGCAGGGGGCCGGUCCACUGUCCCUCAGACCUUAUGGGGGGCUGGACUAUAUUUUUUUGGGGGUGGGGGAAUGAACAAAUUCCUAUACCCCACAAAUAACCCAGAGAUGCAUUUUAAAUAAAAGGAUACAUUCUAUUCCUGUAAAAACACGCUGAUUCCCGGACCGUCCGCGGGCCGGAUUGAGAAGGCGAUUGGGCCACAUCUGUCUUAGACAGUAGGAAAUGCUGUACAAAAAGUGUAUGCAAGCAGAACUAUUUCGGAUUACAAUGCCUAAUUUAUUUAUUUUUUUGUAAUUUUAUGUCCACCUCUUUUUGUGGUGCAGGUACUUAAAAGUGGCUUACAGUUCAAGCUAGGAUAGAGUAAGAUGUGGGUAGGCAAACUAAGGCCCAGGGGCCGGAUCCGGCCCAAUCGCCUUCUAAAUCCAGCCUGUGGACGGUCUGGGAAUCAGUGUGUUUUUACAUUAGAAUGUGUCCUUUUAUUUAAAUUGCAUCUCUGGGUUAUUUGUGGGGCAUAGGAAUUCGUUCUCUCCCCCCCCCAUAUAGUCCGAGCCCCCAAAAGUUCUGAGGGACAGUGGACCGGCCCCCUGCUGAAAAAGUUUACUGGAGAACAAGAAGAACAUACAUUUAAAGAAGAUUCGAAAGUGUUUGUUGAAUAUACGGGAGGAAAUUGUGUACACUUGAAAACGUUGGCAACGUUCAGAUAAACCCAGCAGUGUAUACAAAUUUUGGUUUAGUUUAUGUAAAAUAUGCAGGGAUUUAUGAUAUGUAAAUGAACCAUGGAAAGACACACACACACACACACACACACACACACACACACAGUUAAAGCUACUAUAAGUAAUCUUUGUGUGUGCGCCUCAUAGUUCCAUGAAGGUACCUACCUAAAAAGUUGUUUUUAAUUAUGGAAACUUGGCAGCUGGGAGCACAGAUUAGUAGUGUUAGCGCCAUUCAUGCCUCUCUUUGGGGACACUCAAUUAAAAUUAAUCUGAAAAAUAUAUAUAAAUGCUGCAUUUCUUCCUCCUUGCAAUAAAUGAUUUUUCUGGCAGUCUUGGAACUUGCCAUUUCUUAGGAUAUGAGAUUUUACAGAAUCAUACACUUAUAAAUUUACCAUACCAGUCUCUUGCUCUGAGACCUCGUGUCGUGUUGUGAUUUAUUGUUCUUGAGGAUGGUUAGCCUUCAAAUGUAGCAUUUUUGGUUUGACAAAUACCUUUCAGUGGUGCUGCUUUCUAUACAGAACUCAUUUUCUUUGGUACUGUACUCUGUAUUUAUAAGAUAAGAGCAAUGCUUAUCUUGGUGGGGAGGUGAAGAGUGUAUGCAUGUAUAUAAUUAUAUUGAUGUGGUCAUAGAAAGUUUGCAAUAUUGUCUAUUCUUAGCUGGCCUGGGAAUGGCAUUCUGACCACACAGUUCUCUGUAUUUCUUCAUAAGGUCUUCCAAUGUUUAAAUUUCUCAGGUAUUUCUCUUGUUAAGAAUAAGAAAUUUGUAUGCUUACAAUGGGAAUGGAAUAUAUAUAUAUAUAUAUAUAUAUAUAUAUAUAUAUAUAUUAUAUAUUUCGUGCAAUUCUUUUUGUAUAAUUUCUCAAGUUUUUAUAAUCCCCCCCCCCCCACUUUUAUGAAACAAAAAUAUUUUAAAAGGAAACAAAUGAAACGAAAGAGAAAAAUGCUGGAAAUAUAUCACAUUCAUAAUUGGGUGUUGCAUUACGUCAUCUCAAAUAUUUUGGAGAAUGUUACACUAGUAUUUGAUAAACGUUAGAAAGAGUUAGAAAUGAAUCUAGCUCUUUGAUACUGUACUUAACUCACAAUGUCUUAUCAGGCCUAGUUAUUACGUAUUCUCAUUAGACCAAGCCUGUACAGUGGUACCUCAGGUUAAGAAUUUAAUUCGUUCUGGAGGUCCGUUCUUAACCUGAAACUGUUCUUAACCUGAAGCACCACUUUAGCUAAUGGGGCCUCCCGCUGCCGCUGCACCGCCGGAGCACAAUUUCUGUUCUCAUCCUGAAGCAAAGUUCUUAACCCAAGGUAUUAUUUCUGGGUUAGCGGAGUCUGUAACCUGAAGCGUCUGUAACCUGAAGCGUAUGUAACCCGAGGUACCACUGUAUAGUGGAUUGGAUUCUUCCACUUCCUGAAUGGGGCUUUUCUGCAGCCGUCUUUCCAUUACUGCUGUCUGAGCCCACUAAAAAGCUGUGGAAAGCAGUAUAGGCGGCUGCAGCAGGGAAAUAAGGUUGUUGAAAAGCAGGGAAGGGGUGCCUUGCACAAAGCAAAAGCACCUUCAGCUCAGGGCAAGAGCAGCUUCGAAUCUACCCUAAUAAAUACACCGCAGCCUUUCCAUUGCACAAGCAGGAAACUCUCUUAUAAGACACUCCAGAAUUGACUUCCACAAUUACCAUUAAAGCGCCUUUAAUGGCGUGUAGUUUUUAUCAUAAAAUAGCAGAAGGAGGCUGAGAUAAGGAACUGAAAGUGACUGUUUUUGUUUUACGGACUGAAAUGCAAAGGGAAAAAGGAACUGUGGAAGUGCUGCCAUUUUAUCAUUCCAGCGAUUUAGUUUAUUUCCCUGCUUCUGCAUACUGGAGAUUUAUUUUAUUUUAUUUUUUAAGAUCUUGGCUUUCUGCUCGCCUGGAGGUUGUUUUAAGGCAUAGCCACUUUGCCAAGGGGGGAGUGAGAGGAGAGAAUCCUAAUCCCAUUUCUUAACUGUUUGCAGAGACUUAGCCAGUGUACUUAGGAUAGUUGCAUAGUGAGCUGUAACUGAUUAUAUUGGGUCAAGGCAGCUUAUUUUGGUGCGUGUUUGCCUGGCUAGGUAGGCUGACGUGGUUGUGAUAAAAUUGAAAAAUGUACAUUUUACUGCCAGUGGGAAGCAACCAGAACUUCUGUUCUAUUGCACCAAGGCUGCUGGUAAUCGUGUUGGGAAACUUGAUAACAAGGCUGUCCGUCAGCAUUGUUUAUGUACUCGGAUAAAAGAUAUGUUAUUAGUGCCUCAGAGAAUCGCACUCUUGCUGUGGGCAAAGGAAAUAGGCUGCCUCUAUAAAAGGCUGUCUAAUUCAGUUCAGAGUUGAAGCUGGCUGUUUAGAGUUGAAAUUGGAUUGUCGAGAGGAGAAGUGUUGAAAGUGUUCCAGGCGACACUGAUACAUCUCACAGGCUUAUUGGUGGAUCAUCAAGGAGACAAAGUUAGUGUUAAAAAAUAUUCCUUGGAGGAAGAAACUACAGAAGACCAUUCUUUCAGACAAUGUUGGCUAUAUAAAAAAGCAAUUCAAAAACUGGCUUUGUAUUCGUUUGCAGUUCUGACAAGUGGAAAUCUGAAAAGGUCUGUGGUUGUCGUAGGCUACAACAUAACCCAGGAACCAGAGCUGUAAACUGGAGCAUAUUUCUUUUGUGAUCUGUUUGGUUUUGCGGUGAAAUAGAUUCAGAGGUGGUUUUUAAGAAAUGCUGAAGCUAUAUUGAUGUCUACAAUGACAUGCAACUUAAAACAAUUAACCACAUUGUAAAUAGUAUACAGUGAGGGAAAUCCCACUAUGAACUAUUAAUAGUUAAGCCACACUCUUUGCCAUUGGAGUUUCUAUUUCAUAUGUAACAGGCUAACCCUCGUGGCAGGGAUAAGGUUUUGUGUGUGUGUGUUAGGUAGCUCAGUACUGCCAGAAAUUGCAUUUGAUGAGCCAUUCGACAAACCGGGGCACUAACCCCUUUAAGGUAUGCAAUUUUGUGGAGUUGUUUGGCAUUAAUAUAUGCCUCUUUCAUAAAUUUAUUUGUUACAAAUAUAAGCUGAUCCACGUGCCAGUUGAAUCCUGUGGGGUAGGGGAAAACUGAUUUGUUGAAAAUAACUUAUUUGUAUGUUUUAAAGUUAAACAACUCAAACAUUCAGAGCAGAGCAAGAUUUAAUGCUCUGCAACUUUUAGCUGUUUUGCAACUUUAUUGUUUGCAAAAAGAUAAAAGCACAUUUUCCUUAAGAUUUAAAACUCGAGGUUUUCAUGCCAUGUAAAAUUUAAAGAAUGACUAAAAUAGAGUCACUUUUUAUUACUAUGGAGUGUUCUAGCUCCACAUUGCUUCUAUAUGUGGGAACAUCUGCCCUUUCCAUUUUUGUGAAGCCUCUUUGAUCUUUCCUUUCGUUCCUGUUAAGAGCUUGACGGCUUCUUUCUUCCUAACAUGUGCGGUGGUCUUCCUGCUGUUAUUCAGAGACUCAUGCAUUGAACAAAUGCAUGGAUCUUAUCAAAAGCUUGCUGCUGAAUAAUGCACAUUUGCUUGCUAGAAACUUGAUUCUGCAUGACAACUUUGAGCUAUUAAUCAUUUUAAAAGAAAAUAGAUAUAGUUCUAUGUUUUAAAGUAUACACGGUUAUUUCAUGACAUGGGUAAGGUAUUCCUUUCCCUAGUCCUAACGUGAAGGAUGUUUAAACUACUGUGACAUAUUGAGAGGCAUAAUCCUCUAUGUGUGAAGCAUGAAGCAAUUUAUAUCAGAAUAUUAAUCCUAUACAGUAUAAUCAUAGUUAACAUGAUGACUAAAGGGGGAGAAAGAGAGAGUUGUAAUGUGGUUAUAAAUUGACACAUGUACUAAAUGGUUUCAAUGGCCAGGAUCCUGACUAAUUGUCCACAAAUGGAAGAGCUACUUCGAUCCAAUGUACGAUCCUAACAGUAGAAGAGGAGAGGCAGAUUUCUCCAAUUUCUUCUUUCUCCCCUGCAGUCCCUCUUGCUGCUCAGAGGGACCCCCAUCCCUCUGAAGAUGGUGGGGCAAAAAGGGCUUCAGAGGGAAGGGAGAAUCAGUGAAGAUUGUCACCCCAGCCUCCUCUUAUGAGUGGAACUCUGCUCAGGGGAUGCUCUUGCCAGCAGAAGCCUACUUAGGGCACAUGAGGGAUGCGGGUGAUGCUGUGGUCUAAACCACUGAGCCUCUUGGGCUUCCCAUUCAGAAGGUCAGCUCUGGAAGAAUCAGGCUUUGUACCAAAGCACCCUAGCUCAGCUGAAGGAGCACUUUGACAUGAAGGAUCUUGGUGAGGUAUCCAACUAUCUUUCUCUGCAGGUAGAGAAAGACCAGGCAGGAAAUUUUCUGGUACACCAAACACAGAAAAUUGCUAAUGUACUAACCAGGCUGAAUUUGGUUGAUUCAAAUCCUAUGGACACACCAAUGGUAACAGAUUACCAGGUAGAUGGUACUGCUGAAGCAUUUUCUGACACUACACUGUACAGAUGCAUUCUAGGCAAACUGAAUUUCAUUGCUAGAUGUGCAAGACCUGAUAUAGCUGUAAGCACUAAUAUGCUUAGCAGAUAUGCUAACAAUCCUGCUGUUCAGGAUUGGAAAGCUCUCAAACCCAUAGCACGCUAUCUGAAGGGCACUUUGCACUACAGACUGAGGUUCACGAGUCAGAAGACUGGAGGUCUUGAAAUCUUUGCAGAUGCUAGUUUUGGAAGUGACACCACUGAUGGUACCAGCACUUCUGGAGUGUGCUACAUGUACAACCACUGUCUGUUUGACUGGCUGUGCAAGAAGCAGAUGACAGUAAGCCUAAGUUCCUGUGAAGCAGAACUCAAUGCCCUGUCAUUUUCACUCCUGGAUUGUGAAUGAUUGAUGAAACUGUUUCAGAAUGUCAGAGUCAAUGUGACAUGUCCUUGAUACAGGUGUAUCAAGAUAACAGAUCCUGUUUGGCUUUGCUAACCUCAGAGAGUUGCAAGCAAAGAACCAAAUACUUGCAGAUAAAGUUACAUCAUUCAAGGGAAUGUAUCCAGAAAGGACUCAUUCAGGUGUCCUACAUGCCAGGAAACGAAAUUCCUGCAGGUCUGUUGUCUAAGGUUGUUAACACAGAACAACUUAAGGUUUAUGUACAGCGGUUGCAGUUGGGUCGAAAUAUGUUGACACAGGUUACACGGAAAGGGGGAGGAUGUUGGGAUGUUCCGUUCCACCUUAAGGAAUGAUUGUUGUGUGUCACAUGCCUGUUUACACUCCAGCACAGCUUGCUGGGAACUUCCAUUUGUGUAUAGCUUUUGCUUAGGCUGUUUUGCUUUGGACACAAAGGAAAUUGGACAUGUUUCCUCUGUCCUGAUGUAUGCUAAAUAAACUGCUUGUAAAUAUGCUCACACAGCCUCUCCUGCCACUUCUGUUUGCAUGUUAUCUCUGCUGAGUAGAGCGUGCCCUAGCUUUUGAAGUUCAGGUCACUGAUUCAAGGACUGGAGUUUGUCCGGCACACCAGCCGGUGGGAUGGAGCCAGCUGGGGGCCUGCCGAUUGCCCCUGCUUCCUUGGUUGUAUGCCAACAAGCGGUUCAAAUCCUGGCAACCAGGUGAGCUCCCGUUGCUCUGUCCCAGCUCCUGCCGGCUUAGCAGUUCGAAGGCACGCCAGUGGAAGUAGAUACAAUAGGUACCACUGUGGCGGGAAGGUGAGCAGUGUUUCCGUGCACUCUGGUUUCCAUCAUGGUGUUCCAUUGUGCCAGAAGCGGUUUAGUCCUGCUGGCCACAUGACCCGGAAAGCUGUCUGUGGACAAACACCAACUCCCUUGGCCUGAAAGCGAGACGAGCGCCGCAACCCCAUAGUCACCUUUGACUGGACUUAACCGUCCAGGGGUCCUUCACCUUUUACUUAGGGUACAAUACAUUCUGUUUGCCUUAGGUUCACAUGUUUUUAAUCUUAAACCUACUGAUUUCUUUUUUAAAAAAUCUGGUUAACAACUUGGGCACAUGGGUAUUAUUAAUUUUUUUGCACUGCUCUUUGCAUCUCUUGGUUGGUUGCACACCUUGUGCUUUGCAUAGCUAACCUUCGUCAUGUCGUUUCCUUCCACCAGAUGCAUUCUGUUGCAGGCUAUAUCAUUUUGGUACAGUGCCAUAGCUAAAGAUACAGUUGUAGGCUUAGUUUGAAAUAGCACUUUCUGCUAUUUUCACUGGAAUACACAUCUUUUGACUGGGUUCGCUGGAAUCUAUCUGCAGUGGCCUUUUCAUGCAUGCAAGGCAGUUAAGAGUUGAAGGAUACAUAUGUAACCUCUCCCUUCCUUUCAACUCAGUGGUUAUAAGGGUGGCAGAUUAGGUUAAGAGUUCAUGUUCUUAAUUACCACUUGCCUUGCACAAAUACUCUUUCCUCUCCCUGUUUUAACUGAGGAAAUACUCUUACUUAAGUUGCUUCACCUUGUUCGGUAGGUGUGGUUUCUUUUUUCGAAUUGCACUGUGCAAUCUAAAGUCACAAAUUCAAGUACAGAUCAGCUUGCCUAGACAGCAGUUUUCGAAAUUAGCCAGUCGUCAGGCACAUCUUGCACCUGGCUAUCAGCUGCUUGCAACCAAGAGAAGAUGUCUAGGUUCCAGGAGGGCACCUAACCAUAGUUGUCAACUUUUCCCUUUUUAAAAGGGAAAUUCCCUUAUUCCAAAUAGGAUUCCUCGCAAGAAAAGGGAAAAGUUGACAGCAAUGCACUUAACAUGUCCACAAUCUGGAGUUUCAUGCCUGGGGAAUCAUUGGACCUGGACUGUUUGCACACACUAAGACCACAUCCUGUAGAAUUCUGUCAGUUAGAUUUUAUCUGCACAGUCCGAAUGAAUUUCAGGAACCAAAAGGCUUUUUCUGAGCAGGAGCAGUUUAUGACAUUAUAAUUAGUUGCUGUAGCUUGUCUUCACUUACCCCACCCUACUGCCCUGCUCACAGUUGGGGGGCGGAAUUCACGUUAUGAAUGGUCCGUGUCACCAUUAAGAAAAUGAGGUCGGAAUAGGCCAGUGUAUAUGUGGACUGUCCCUGCUUCAAGUGACUUUUCUUCUUGCAGUUCUCAAAGCUCUUAACCUGGCUCAAGGUUGUCCUCUGAACUAGCAGGAUGUUUAACUCAUAAUCAGUCACAGUCAGUCCAUCAUUUGGAAGAUAAGACUUUAGAGCCGUCUUGCCCCAAAAUAGCAACUAGGCAUUCCGUUUCACCGAUUAUAACUUUGGUUUAAUGACCCAUUUGGCACCUAGCUUACAUAUCUUGAGUUUCUAACGCUGGCUCUAAGACUUUGAGGAAGGGAAUCACAAAACCAACCAAAGAGCAAGAGUUACGGUGUUACAUGCAAAUGUAUACAAGUCUUGCCAACCAUUUCCCCCCUAGUUAAAAAGCGGUGUCAGGAGAUUAAAGGUGCAACACAAACUUGGAGUUGGGACUUGUGUCUCAGCAUUUGCUGAUUCAAGCUGGAAUAGAAUUGGGAGAAGAAAAAUGGACCAUGGAGAAGAGAUCAAGUGGCCAGUCUGCCAACAGCAAUCCUGUGCUCAAGUCAGUGCUGGACAAGGAAUGAGUGGCUUUUCCCUACACCAGAGGUUUUCAGCCUUUUUGGGUCCACAGCUCCCUUGACCAACUACAUUCUUUCUACUGCACCCCUGUGGGGCUCAGGAGCCCAGUUGUGCCACCCUUUGCCUGCAGAACUUGCAGCCUCUCAACCUUUUUCAAACACCCUCCCUUGUGGAGUGUUCCCUCAGCCUCCUCUUCCCUCUCCUUGGGAGUCCUCUGGGCAGCCCCAGGGGCCACUCCUGGUCUCUGAACUGCCUCCCCCUGCCCCAAAGAAAGGUGCCACCUCGCAGUGCCCACAGGGUCCUGGGAAGCAUAGAAAUUCUCUCUCCCUCCCCUGUCCAAUAUUUAGUUGACAAAGGUUGUUGAAUCCAGGGGUGAUCUUGUCAAGGCACCUGAUUUUUGUUGAUCCUUCGUACCCAGUGCAACUCCCUGUGAUUCCCAAAACCUUCUCCUCUAGGAUGGUAUCAGAUAUGGCACAAAAGGCUGCAGAUGAUAGGAGAGACUGGUGAAAAUUGGAUUCCUUGUUUACCACUACUGGAAGUACUUCUGCUAGCGGAAAGCUACCAUUUGAUACAAACCAGCGGCAAUAUUGCCCAAAUGGAAGCCACAAUAAAUAUAGUUUGUAUGGUUUUAUUGAGGUCUUGUACAACUGCAUCUCGAAUUAGUUGAUGAAGAGUGGGCCACCAGAUUAUGAACUAACUCUGCUCUGCCUUUUGGGUAUAGUCGAUGAGCCAAUUCUGAACUGGAAAAUGUUCUGCUUGCCACAGCCGUUUCUUUCACAACACGAAGAAGGUAAUCUCUUUUGUAAAGACAGAUAGCCAAAAUGAGUUCACUGCCCUUUCGUUUUAAGCUGGAGCAACCGUAUGUUGAUUGGCGUUGUCUGUGCUGAUGUUUACUCUUGUCGGACUUUUGUCUAAGCCAAGUCUCCUUACCUCUGGAAGGACAUGGUGACACAGUAGAUAACUGUGGCCUUUUGAGUUGGUUGCUGCUUCCUCCCACCCCUCUCUUUUUCUCCCAAAUUCAGAAUGGGCGGGCACCGUGCCCUCUGUGUGUGUCAAUACAGCUGCCUUUUUGCCCUUGGACGUUGGAAGACAGAUCAUUAACGUAUGUCUUGCUUCUUAACUUUUAAAGUGAGAGCUGGUGUGGGCAGCUGCCAUGGAGCUACAUUGGUACAUUCAAAAUGGCUGCCUGUAUGGCCUCAUCCUUUUCUGCCCACUAAAGGGCUGCUGAGAGAGGGAGAAAGCUGCAAGUAUAGUGCUAUGGCAGCUGGCAUCUCUAGAGAUGGGUGCCAACCAUAGCUCUUUGGCAGCAGGUGCACACAGGAAGGCAAAAGAGAAGGGAUGUUUUCCCACUUGAUUGGUCCAACAUAAAAACCAGCUGAGGCAGCCUAAAAUAGCAACAACCUUUUUUUGCUACUGCUGCAUCACACUGUUGACGCACGUUAAGCUUGUGGUUCACCAAGACCCCAAGAUCCUUUUCACAGGUACUGCUAGCAAGCCAAAUGUCCCCCAUCCUAUAUUUGUGCAUCUGGUUCUUCCUGACUAAGUGCAGAACCCUAUUCCCUAUUGAAAUUCAUUUUGUUAGUUUGGGCCCAGUUCUCCAAUCUGUUAAGGCCAUUUUGAAUCCUGAUUUUUGCCUUCUGUGGCAUUAACUACCCCUCCUAGUUUGGUGUCACCUUCAAAUUUGAGGAGCGUCCCCUCAAUUCCUUCAUCCAAAUAGUUUAUAAAGACAUUGAACCCAGCACCAUGACCCAGCUCUGCUCCGUCCUGAAACAAACGAGAACUUUGGGCUUCUACCAGCCCUUAUGCUAUCUCCGUAAUAGAGGCGUUUAGCUGCCUGCACUGUUCAGAAAUGGUUUGAGGCAUUGGUGAACUUGAAGCUACACUGCAGGGUAUCAAGAAAGUGGUUUGUGCCACUGAGACUUUAGUGAAAGGGAAAUGGACUUGGAAUCUUGUUUCCUCUCACGGAUAAAGUAUGAUGGCCAAAUGGUGUAUGGCUCUGGAAAUACUUCAUACAGUAAAUGUAAACUUAAGGUGUUAAAUAUUGUCGAUGUGGUUUGAGUCCUGGAAACUCUGUCCAAAUAUACUGGCCGUGUAACAAAGCAAAUGAAUUUUGGUCUCGAACGAGGAACAGAAUAGAGAGAAAAACAAUUUGCUCCAGGUCCUGUUUUAUUCUGAUUAGCCAGUAUCAAAAAGCACCUUAGCAGCAAACAGAACUAAUAUCCUAUAUCAGGGAUGUCCAACCAGUCGAUCGCGAUCUAGAUCACUGCCAGUUUUUUUUAUAGUGGGAGUAGAUCGCAGUCUCUUGGAAGUUGGACGUGUCUGUCCUAUAUAAUUGUUGCUGUGAGGUGUUAGGCAAAACCUUGAUAAGUCUUCAACCAACUCAUAACAGAAUGGGAAACAGAAAUGUCUGAACACGCAACCAUGGCAAAGCUUACAGUCUUAUUUCAGGGGGAAAGAAGGAAGACAGGGGUUUACUAUAUUUAGGCAGAAUUGGGCAAUGUUCAUGGAAUACCGGUGUAAUUUAAGUUGUGUUCUAAACCACCAAAAUAUUUAUUUGAGGUGAUUUAGGAUUGUUUGCAAUGCUGCCUGUGUGUGAGCAGAAUGGAUUUUUACUUAUUUGGGUGUGAUUCAUGCUCUGCACCCUGAAGUGGUUUGGCCCAAGACGCAGGUUAAUGUUGGUGGGAACUGGGCCCUAAGAGUGAAGCAUGAUGCUAAGUAUGGGAACAAUGCAAAAGGAGUUUUUUUGCACAGAUGCAGGCGGAAAGAGGAAGUUAGGAGAAAGGGUAGUGAGAGGUUUUGGGGGUGUAUGAGAGAGAAAGCAGGGCAGGCGAGGAAAUCCACCAUCCCAAGGCUCAGAGAGCAGUGCUCAGCCAUUUUUGGUUUCAAUUUUAGUUUCUCAUUUUUCCAGUCUUCCCUCAGUUCUCCCUCCACCUCAUCUUUAGCUUUGGUUCAGCACCUUAGAAAGACACUGAAUUGAGGCUUCUUAUAGCCACAAGUCCCGGCAGACCCCUGAUAAUAGGAAUGUACAGGAGCUCUUCCGAAAUGGAUGGUGUGAUUGACAUUGUGCUGGAAGCAUCUCAAGCAUCUGGUGGUGAUAACGAGGCAAGUUUUGCUGGGGAUUACCGUAUUUUUCGCUCUAUAAGGCGCACCAGACCAUAAGACGCACCUAGUUUUUGGAGGAGGAAAACAAGAAAAAAAAUAUUCUGAAUCUCAGAAGCCAGAACAGCAAGAGGGAUCGCUGCGCAGUGAAAACAGCAAUCCCUCUUGCUGUUCUGGCUUCUGGGAUAGCUGCGCAGCCUGCUUUCACUCCAUAAGACGCACACACAUUUCCCCUUACUUUUUAGGAGGGAAAAAGUGAGUAUUAUAGAGCAAAAAAUACAGUAUUUUAUGGCUUUUGAGUCCGUUUGCUGCUUUUCGGCCGUAGUGUUUUAAAGUAGGAGUUGAUCUGAAGCUGCAAAAAUAAACAGCCUAUUGUGAUUGAACAUCUAAGAGUGACCGAAGUUACUGUUCAGGGGAUUGCAGAAACUGGACCUUGUGGUUUUGAUUUGCUGUUGUAAUUUUGUUGCAAGGAUGGAAGAAAGAAGGGUUCAGCUUGCACAACAAAGCUAUUCCGGUGGAGGCAGAGCAGUCGCGUCCAUUUUAGCACAUGGCUUUCCAUGAAAUAACUCGGAGAUCUAUGAUCACAGAGAUUAAAGCAUUUCCCCUCCUGAAUGGCCCUCUUUUGCUCUGUUCCUGAAGGAAUAGACUCCCUGCACUACUAUUGCAAGAGGCAGUAGCCCUACCCAACCCAAGUAUUACAAAUCUCUUUCUGAAUGUGGUGUUCCAAAGCAAGGGCUAAGGGUAGAGUGGGGAACUUGUGGCCAUUCAAAUGUUCUUGGACUACAAGUCCCAUCAGGCUCAGCCAGCAUGACUUUCAGUCUGGAAUGAGAUGAGAUGAGUUGCAAUCCAGCAACAUUAGGAGGGCCACAGGUUCCCCACCUGUGCACUAAGGAGGCCUGUUCCUGGUUGCAUGCUAAAGUGUGAGAGGAAGUCCUGCCUUGUUUUUUCUCAAUAAAAGUAGCUUCAAGAAGGGUGCAGAUUUGAGCACAGGAUUGCUGUUCGCAGACUGGCCACUUGAUCUGUUCUCCAUAGUCCAGUUUUCUCCUCCCAAUUCUGUUCCAGCUUGAAUCAGCAAAUGCAGAGACACAGGUCCCAACUCCAAGUUUGUGUUGCACCUUUAAUCUCCUGACACCGCUUUUUAACUAGGGGGGAAAUGGUUAGCAAGACUUGUAUACAUUUGCAUGUAACACCGUAACUCUUGCUCUUUGGUUGGUUUUGUGAUUCCCUUCCUCAAAGUCUUAGAGGCAGCGUUAGAAACUCAGAUAUGUAAGCUAGGUUGCAAAUGGCUCCUUAAACCCAGUCACCAAAAUGGAACUUCUCAUUGCCAUUUUGGGGCAAGAUGGCUCCAGUGUCUUAUUUUUCAAAUGAAUGACUGACUGGGAUUGAUUCUCAGCUAAACAUCUGGUUAGUUCAGAGGACAACCUUGAGCCAGGUUAAGAGCUUUGAGAACUGCAAGAAGAAAAGUCACUUGAAGCAGGGGCAGUCCACAUAUAUAUUGGCCUAUUCCGACCUCUUUUUCUUAAUGGUGACAUGGACCACUCAUAACGUGGGAAUAUUUUCCACAACUGUGAGCAGGGCAGUGGAGUGGUGUAAGUGAAGUCAAGCUACAGCAAUGAAUUAUAAUGUCAUUCACUGCUCCUGCUUAGAAAAAGCAUUUUGGUUCCCAAAAUUCAUUCGGAUUGUGCAGAUAAAAUAUAAGCCCAGGCAUCUUCACUUGGUCUCAAGUGGCUAAUAGGUGCAAAACGCGCCUGGUGCCUGGCUAAUUUUGAACACUGCUUAGAGCAGGAGAACAUUUUGCCUAUGUGGGCUGGAUCCUUAUCAGACCCUAGUCAGUGGGGGCAGAUUUUACAAGUAGGUCUGGUCCAGAAGUCAGGACUUAAGAGGUUGCCAAGAGUUCCCAUGGGGAACGUUUUCGCACCGCCAAUCCAUCUGCUAGGGCCAAUGCCUGUUGUCCUUUGCCAAUGCACAAUUAGGAAUGCACUUUAAGGCUUCCAGUUGUGCACUGACAACUGCAUCUGUACCUUCCCAAUACUAGACAUCACAUAUGCUCAAAGGUGUGGGGCAGGUAAGCAUGGUUUGGGGAAUGCAGCCUUGCAGGCAAUGUUUGAAUGCCUGCCAGUUUGACUUGCAAGCCAAAGUUUCCUCACCUGUGCUGUUGAGAAGCUCAAGGUGAUAUGUUAACGAGCCUCCUAGGAUAAGGCUAUAACUGGUGAUAUUGACUUGCAACAUCCAUGCCUUUAAAUAGUGCAAUUUGAUCACAAAUGCAAUGUAUGUUUGAGAAGAGAGAAAAGGGUAUUGUAGAAACACUAAGCAGAAUGAACUGUCUUACGAUGUAUUUUGUUAAAAUUGCUUUUUUAUGAUUAUGGGCAGAGCUUUAUUUGUUUUUUUGCUCUGUUAUAACAGAUUGUGUGCAAUCUUAUCUUUUUCUCCAUAGGCUUCACCUGGCCUGCAAGACAUUCUUAGGUUUGCAGCUUAAAUGAAGCACUUUAGCACUACGCAAGUUUAUAAAUGUACUUUAAACCUUCCCGAAAAAGACACCCCAAAUCAUUAACUUUUCUGCUCAGUGACCUGUUCUCAGCUUUGUUUGUUUACUAGAAAAACCAAGAACAAACAGUGACUGCAUUCUGACAUUGUGUAUUUACUUUACCAAAAUAAACUCCAGGCGAAUUCAUAAUCUGAAGAUAAAUGUGCAAAUAACAGCUUGUUUGGUUUGGAUGCAAAGAUGGCUGGACUACUUUUGCAUAGCUGGCCAAAGUCUUUGUGAGCUAAUAUAUCAAAACUCCCCGUGAAAGGUCUUUUAUGACUUCUGGGAUGACUGCAGCAGUAAUACUUGCUGCCUUUUGAAAACCAGAAGGCCACAACCCUACCCUUUAGAUCGUAUGGUCAGAUAACAUGUACAAGUUUUUUGUAUAUACAAAUCGUACAGUCUGGGCAACGAAAGGUCAUGGCUGUGUACAGUCAGCAUAACCUCCCCAGUGUGCUGGCAGAACAUGGUUGUGUUGUGAAUUGACGUGGCAUAGAAUUUGUGCUCUGCCCGUGUCACCAUCCCUAUUUUGGCUGCUCUGCCUCUGUAUUUUCUCUGGCAGAGCAGCUGUGUUGAUGGUGUAUCCCUACAGCACAUUGGAGACUUCUGAACUGCUGGUAGAAUAUAUUGCGUUCCGCUGCUGGGCUUCUGCUGAGAUCCUAGAACUCUUCGGCUGAUGCAAACUCAAGGAUAAGAUUGCACUCUGAUAUUUUAUUUGCAUCAGUUUUAAAUUCACCCUUUCUGUGUGGAGAUUUGAAAAGAUGAUUCUGCCGGCAAAAUUUCAAAAUACGGUAUGCAUUUUGGAAUGAAUGCUCUUCUUUCAAAACAAAAUGUUAAGUAUAAAUACAAUAUUAUAAGCUUGAAAUUGGUCUUGGAGAAUGGAAUAGUUUUGCAUUAACAGUUUCUUUUCAGUUCAGUUGUAAAAGGAGGAAGACUAAAAUCUUGCUUGCUAACAUUCUGUCGAUUCAGUUAAAUGCAGACUAUGUUCUUACCCUUAUAAGAAACCAAGUGUUUACACUAGCAAUGAAUGCUCCCUCUUCGCUGCUGCCUCCUCCUCCUUUUUUUCUUCUUCCUUUUUCACAUGCUGUUUACUUUCAGAGCCCUGGCUUAUGUUUGCGGUUUUCCAUUUUCUGUCAAGCUGCAUUGGUAGAGAUAAAAGCGAUCUUCGUUCUGCAAGUUGUCUUAUAUCUGUUUUACGGACUAUCUGCCUUUUUCAGAUAUGUAGCUGCGGAAAACACUCGGGGCCACUCGGGGCAAAAUAAACUAACGUGAAAAAGUCUUGUGUUUUCCAACUUAGUGUUCAAGAACAUAGGUUGUUCAUGGUGGAUUCCCCACCCCACCCUUCCAAAAUGAUUUUUUUUCAUUAUGAUUUGACAAUAUGCCAGUAACAAAAUAUGCAAUAAUUUACUGGCCAGUGAAGUUAAAAAAUAAAUAAAAAAUCUUCAGUUCUUUGGGCAAUUUAUUUUCACCACCAUUUAAAGGAAGGUAGGGGAAGGGAUAUUUUGACUGUGUCUGAAGUAGUAGUUCUUUUUAAGAAUAACUCUGGUUUUGUUUCGUUUUAAAAUACUUUUAUUAACCAAUUUUCACAUAACAAUUUGUCAAUCCUCUUAAUCAAUUACGUUAUUUUUCCCCCUUCCCCCCCUCAACCCUCUCUCUCCCCCUCACCAAGGACUUCCCUCAGCUCCCCUCCCUGAUUUCUUUACAUAUAUUGUUUUCUGCAUGUUGUAAAAUUGUACGUAUCCUUACUUUAUCUAUCAUAUGUUCAGCUAAUGAAUUUGUGAAUGUUUAUUCAAAACCUGCCACAGAGUCCAGUUCAUUUUGUUGCCUUUUAGAUAGUUUGUAAAAAGUUCCCAUUCUUCCUUGAAGUAACCGUUGUCCUUUUCACGCAGCUUAUAUGUCAGUUUGGCCAAUUCCGCAUAGCUCAUCAAUUUUUCUUGCCACAGUUCUUUCGUUGGGAUUUCUUUGUUCUUCCAUCAUUGUGCUAACAAGACUCUUGCCGCUGUUGUAGCAUACAUAAAUAAGUUCUUUACUUUUAUUGGCAGGUCUUGUCCUACAAUAGGAUAACUCUGGUUUUUAUUUAGUUGUGGCAGUCUUCUUCUUCUUCUUCUUCUUCCUCCUCCUCCUCCUCCUCCACGCACACACAACUCAGUCCCUGCUCUGCCUACGUAAGCCCUGCCAUCAGUUCUGAUAGCUGAAUGGAACCAUAUUCUGAGGCAGUAUGAGAUGCUUGGGAACAUUGGUGAAUGUUGUUCUGCCCCCACCUCCGUGCUUGCAGUGUUUCUGCCGCUUAAAUACUGAACUAACCCGUCCCCCCAUUAAAUAUAGUUUAGGCAAUAUUGUAGUGAGCUCACUAAAUCAUCAUGCUGUUAUAAGCACCAAGAUGCUACUCCAUUUCACAGCUUCAUAGAACUCCUGAAGUUUACGUUGCAAAUGCCUCAAACUUUGGCAAAUUGCUCAGUAUCUGACUAUUCAGAUAUAGUUUAGUUGCAUAACCAUUCUUUUGAGAACUCAAAUACUGGUUGAAGGGAAGUCUUGAGUACAAUACAUAUGUAUCAUAUCAGUUAAUGAAGGAUGUACACUGGUUUUUAACGUGGCUUAUUUCCUUUUUUAAAGAACACAAAAGCAGGAGCCUAAUCCUUUCCUACUUGCUUCUGUAGUUUAUAAGGAAGGAGGUCUUUGUUAAAAUGACAAAGUGAGCCUGCCAGAAAUCCCUACUCGAAUUAUUUAGAUUAAACUUCCCUUUGAUAGUUUCACUUAUUUUGAAUCCUACAGAUUUAUCCCAUUAGACAUACAAAAUAUUUCCAGAUUUCAAGAAAGAGCAGUCAGGGAAAUGUGUUGACCUUUGGGAUGGUAUAUAGACUCUCCAAAAGAAUUACAAAAACGUAAGAUAAUGCUAGAGCACGAUUGCAAUCUUAGUUUAACCCACUUAUCAAGUUAUAGUACUUUAACUGAAUGUCCUUUUCUUGAAGAUCUGCUUUUAACCGUUUCUUUGCGGGUUUUUCUUUUUGUUUUUUUUACGUUUGCGCAACUAACGUCUUGAGGAUUAAGAUUCUUGUUGAAAGAUGAAUUUGGAAGUUUUCUGGGGGUGGAAAACUAGAAAUCAUUUCUCUGUGCUUUCUGAGGGAAAUAAGAAAAGCUGAUAUCAAAGGGGAAAUGUUUCCUUGGUCCCAGGAUUAAAUAACAGUGGUGAUGAUGAUGAUAAUGAUAUUAUUAUUAUUAUUAUUAUUAUUAAUAAUAAUAAUAAUAAUGUGGACAACUAAAUAAUCAGGAUUUUGCCAGCUUUGAAAACAACAGAAAGCAUAGCUUAGUGUAGUAAUAAAGAAUACAGAAACACAUUUCAAUGACUUUGUAAAAGUUAUUUGGGGGUUUUUCGGGGUGUGUGUGUGUUUGUUUUUUGCAAUAGAGUUGUCUAAUUUGAGGAAGUUAAGCCAAAGAGGAUCUAAACCUGGGUGCUAUUUUUGUCUGGGCUACCUUUUUAAUGCAGAAAUGAAACUUCUGAAUCUGGAAAUUUUGUUAAGUAGAACGAGCUUGUUCAGGAAGUGGAGAAUAAGAAUUCCCUUAACUUUCUGCAACUUGGCACGACCAGAGCCUGCACCUCUUCAACAAACAGCAGUGGUCUGUCUUGGUUUGUUUUACCAUUUCUCCACCAUGACUUUCAGAAGUUGCUUCCACAGCAUUGUGGGAUGAGAGUUCUAGAACAGUUUCUAAAAGAAGGCACUGUUUCCACUAAGUGGUUUCAGAAAGCCACUUCAGGAUUUGAAUGGAUGGUAUUAAGCAACGCCUUCAACAGUGCUCUCUGUUUGCUUGUAGAAUUCUUGAAUUUUUAAAAACAAGUGGGUGAUGUCGGGUUUUCAACAUUGCAGUGUAUCGCCAGCCAAACAUUGUGGUUUGGCGAUAUACCUUGAUGUUGAGAAAAGCUGCAUUGGCCCCAGCUGGCGAGAUUCUGGGUGAAAUUGUCGCAGCUCUCAUUGUGGGAGCUGAGGUGCUUUCGUCCCAGCGCCUUGCGGGCUGUGGCCAAUACUGCUGGCCCCAGCACGCUGCUCAACCGGGGGGCAGAAAGCCUUGUGCUAGUCCCCAUUUCUCCUCCUAACCUACCUCACAGGGUUGUUGGGAGGAUGAAACUUCGGGGGGAGGGGAGAAGGAGUUUUGGAGCUUGUUGUAGAGAAAGGCUGGGGGGGGGAGAACCCCCAAAUCUUCACUGUCAUUCCAAAUCAAUGCAACGUACUCUAUAUCUUCUUUAAAAAUGUAACUAACAUUUUUUCUUUGUGGAUUUCUUUCAGGCCAAAGCUGUGAACCUUAGAAUGUCAUGAUGGCUUGCCUUACGGUGACAGAAAUGGAAGUCCCGGCCUCAUCUACUCUUCACCAGAAUGGUGGCGUCCUUGGGAAUGCGGCUGUUUCCACGCACACAGAGCCACUGCUUCGAGUUUACUUGUAUCAUUCCCAAGGAAAGAUGGACGGCGAUUAUCUACAGUUUCCAGCAGGAGAGUACAUUGCAGAAGAGAUCUGUGUUGCUGCUUGUAAAGCCUGUGGUAAGAUCACACACCCUGUUUUCUGACCGACGGAACCGUUUCAGCCUCACUUUUCUGGGAUUUGGCAAGAAAACACAGAUCAGAAUGGCACUUUGUGGCUCAGACAGCAGCCCCAGCAAUGUUCCUUCAAUGCUUUGCAAUCAAAUGUUUGAAGGAGUGUCCCAGGGGCUGUUGGAACAGCUGUGUACUGCACCUCAAAGCCUUGACAGCUGAGGCUUCAGAGAGCAGUUCUGGGAAGGAGAAGUGGUUUGAUGGGAGUGUGCUUGCUCCAGCACAGGAACGGUCGUUUUAAGUUCCAGAUUGUUCCUUUGCAGCCCCACCCUUACCCACAUUUGACAUCCCCAGGUUUGACCCACAGCCUGGAGGUUCACCCAUGGUUUAGUGUCAUGCGAAUGACUCUUGGGGUCCCCUCUCUGCUUCCCCCCAUUAACUGCUGUUUAGAAUUGCCAGAACACUAAACUGUACUCACUCUUAACUACUAUUGAAACAAGCUAGCUUCAUGAAACAUAGCUUGAAAAAAGCAUAGUUAAGACUAACUGGGUUGUUCACGUUUGGACGCAACUCAAACCUGAAGUUAGUUGCUAUGGUCUCCUUCUGACUAGAGGGGGAGCAUAGUUCACAUAAUGCUGGCACGUUCACAUAAUGCUCAACCAUAGUUUAACAUUUCACCUAAACAAGGCUUUUGUUGGUGUGAGGAAAAGAACGGAACCUGCGGCUGGUGCUCACACCUUCCUGUUCAUCUCGGAAGCUGCGGUUGUCUUUUGAAACCAUAGGUUCCUCUUCACUCAAGCUGCCCCUGGUAUUCUCUGACUAGACAAAGGAAGCUUUUGCUGAACCAAAUGGAAAAAAGGUGCUUUCAAAAGAGACCCAAAGCCUGGACGAUAUCUUGAUGGUGUAGGUGACAGUCACCGGUCCUUCUCGCUCCUCUGGCAAUUUUAGGAUUUCAAACAUCCGCUUAAGAAUUUGCAUCCAUGCAUUUAAGAGAAAAUGUGACCAGAGCCCAGAGGCUCCACAUUUUUCUUGGGAAGACUUGGGAAGGAAAACUGUUCAGUGUAACAGAAAUCUUAGUGCCAUUAAUGUCAUUAAAAGAAAUCAGUCUGUUUUGUUGAAUUAGAGAAUAGUUUGGCUCCAUAUUUUUAAGCUGCUAGUGUCAUCUAAGAUUGUCCAUUGCUAACUGUUGGAAUUUGAUUAAUAGCAUAACAUUAUCUGCUGGUGUAUACUUUCUGGUGACAACUCCUGCAUGGGCUGUUCCUUUUUUUAUCUCUACCAAGUAUUUCUGUUAUUGAAGUAAAUACUGUAGUUAGUGCUUAAGCCGGAGUGCUCAAUUUUAAAAAAUUACUAGGAAGGUAAUUGCAAGGCCAUAUGCAUUGUAUCCUGGGGUAGUAGGGGAGCUUUCUGGUGUAAUCUCAGAAGUUCUGUCAUCCUGGAGAAUGGGAAAGGUGCCACAGGAAAUGAUUUAAGAUUGUGUCUUUAAAAUGUACAUAUUGGACAACAUGUCUGUUCUGCCCACCCCAGAUACCUUCAGAUGCCCUCAUAGAGCCUUUAUGUAACCUAGGGGAAAUCAAAGUUCCAUCUUAGAGUCAAAAGAUGCGUCAGGAGAACGUACUAUGGAACACUUUAUUCCUUCUUUUUCACCAUCUCCAAUCUAUAAUUUACUUGUUCAUGAAGGUUUGAUUUAACCCACCAAGUUACACUGAUUCAAAACAAUGCUCUACUUUUUGAGUUUUGGAAGACAAGGAAUGUGAGCACUGCAAAAAAAAAAAAAAAGCUGUGCAGUUCUGUUUGUAAUCUGAAUUCUUAGCAUCCGGUAGAUCAUUGAUGAUUGUUUUUCCUUUAGAUCAAUGAGUGGUCUUAAGCAGGUUAUGGGGCACAUGCCAAACCAUGGUUAAGGAAGCUUUGUUUGGCUUUUGGUCAUGCCGCUGGUCUAUGAAUAUUCAUGCUUGCAAAGAGUUUCCUUAUCUAUUCCUUGCUAUUACUGACUUUAUUUUCUUAUUACCUCCAAGUAUGAACUUAGGACUCUGUUGUUCUGUCAGUGCUUCUGUGAAGGAUGUUAUUAGUCCACUUCUCUUUCUGUGCUAAGUGUUGCACCUUUCUGGGGUGUGGUAUAGAACCAUCCAUCAGACUAUGGCUCUCCAUGUGAGCUGUUUGUCUGGCACUGUUGAAUUAAGCUUUGCUUUGCAUCUUAUGUGGCUCGGUCCCUUUCUGCGUUUCCAUGCAUUAGAGCCAUGGAAUACUUAUUUAUUUAAGUCUUCGUUCUUCAUUGCAGUCCUAGCCUUUAUCUUGUGUUCGGGAGAAGGUGGCUUUUCAGAAGUGUGUUGUUUAGACAGUAGGCUAGCAUAUGCACAUGUAGCUUGUCAUUUCCUCCCUUCCUUGGUCCAGAGGUUCUGCUUCUGCUGAAUAAUUCUGCAUUCAGAAUUCCAAUCCCCUCUCCCUUCUCUCAGGGUGGCCUUCAGCAUAUAAAUCUAGGACAGCCUUUCUCAACCUGUGGAUCCCCAGAUGUUGUUGAACUACAACUCCCAUCACCCCUAGCUAGCAAGGCCAGAGCUCGGGGAUGAUGGGAGUUGUAGUCCAACAACAUCUGGGGACCCACAGGUUGAGAACCGCUGAUCUAGGAAGUAAAAUGGAAGAGACCGAAUGCAAGAGACAGAACGGUGCCUGGGUACCAGAGGUUUGGCUAAUAAUCAGUAGUUUUCCUAACUCAGUCCAUUCCAUGGAAUCCAGAUCUCCAUGGUCUCAAGCAAAGUUCCGCACCAUUCUGUUGGCUAUUUGCAGUAUAGUAACGCUGCAGAGAGCUUGCUGGGGAGACCAUGCAUUAAAAAGGGACUCAAAACGUACUUAAAGAAGGUUUUAAUAAGAAAAACAAAAACUCCAUUUACACUAAAUGCAUCAACAAACCAGAGCCAACCACCAACCCAUCCCCCAGGGUAAUGGGAGAGCUAGGUGCUGCUCCUUAUAUACUACACCCAAUUGCUGACACAGCUUAAUCAAUACAACUCAGCAGCACCCGCUAUGUUUCACAGCUGUAAAGCUGGGUCUCGUUAUUUUGCUCUGGCCCCUUAAAGACAUACACAUCGGGUGGAACAAUGAUGAACCUUUACAUUUAAAGAAACCAUUCAACACAUUCAAGAUCCGGGGACUUUGUUUAAACACAUUUCAUAGAACGUAGGAUGCUGUUUUAUACCACAUGAGUCUGUUGGCCCAUCUAGCUCAUAUUCUCUCCACCAACUGGCAGCUGCUCUCAAGUGUUUCACACCAAGUGACAUUCCCUGGCCUAUCUGGAGAUUGGACCUGGUACCUUCUGCUACAGAGUCAUGGACUUUCAGCUAUUGGUUACUUUCUCUGGCCCUUAUCCCUGUAACAGGGAUUUCUUGGGAUGAUGAUGAUUGAAAUAGGCCAGUACUCUGCUCCUCCCCAAAUCCUCUGCCUAAUUUAUUAUAUCACACAACAUACAAUCAUGGCAGAAAACCACAGUCCGUUCCUCCCUACCCCCACCCUGCAAUCUGCAAAUGUGGUUCCUUACCAUCAAAGGCAAUGUCCUAACGGAGGGCCUUAUACUUUUACCACUAAGACGUGAGUGGCAAUACAGGGCGAGUUUGAGCAAUCCAUGGAGUGAAAGAAACCAGGGUUGGCUGCAAAAUCCAAACGUGGUAGAUUGGCACGUUGGUGGGUACUUUUCGUGUACCCUGCGUCUUAUGUAAAUAAGAUUAUCAAACACUUUUGAGACAAUUAAAUGCAGAUGGUUAGACAAUGAAUUUCAAGAAAUUAGUAGCCAAAUCGGGAUAGUUUCUGUGCAGGUUUGGGGAUGCUGCAGUGUGGACUGCCAAUGGCGACUUACUUCUACCACCUGGCCAAACCGAAUCAAUGCAGGGUAUAUACACUAGCGAGACUGAAUGUGCUGCCAUCGACAGUACUACAGGGGAGAGUCCAGAAAAUACCGCUUGCAGAGAGACUAUGUCUCUUUGGACAGAGUUGUAUAGAAUCCGUUGUGCAUGUUCUUUUGCACUGCCCCUCGUAUCAGAGUAUUCCAUCUUAAGUUCAUUAAUCAGUUGGUUAUUAGCAGAGAGUAGCAUUUAGAUGAAUGUAAAGUAGCCUUCCUAAUGUUGACCCAGGACAGGCAUAGGAUGGAGAUAGUAGCCAGGUUUCUGCAACAAGCAGUGAGGAUCCGUGGAUAUUAUACAACAGUAUUGUAAUUGUUAGAUGAGUGGUUUUCUUGUACUGAACCUUUGGGAAUGUUCUCUAUAUGCCAAUAAAAGUUUGAGAAUGAUUGAUUGAUUGACCUUUAAUGGGUGUUGCAGGAACUGUUCUCCAGCGGCUAAGAUGCCAACACACGAGGAUAGCAGAUCUACCAUGAUUUAUGUUGAACUACUAAGCACAGAAGGAGGCACAAGUCCAUUACAUGGUUACUUAGGAGAUAAAUUCUAAAGCCCUCAUUAUUUUGCAAGCAGGGACAAACCCGAUCUCAGUUUACUGCCCUCGCUAGCCGUGAAAUUUUGCACAGGCACAAGCAAGGAUCUGAAAUGCUCUUCAGCGUACCGACAUGUUGGCUUGAAAUACAAGGAGGCUUUUGUCCGUCUCUGUACAUAAAGUACGGGUUCUGCACUGCUGUCCCCUACGUUGAGCUCAGCUAGAGCAUUCCAACUGCAAAAAAGAACCACUUGCAAGUUAAAUGUCCCCAAGAUAAAUAUGCCCAGGACCUCUCAACCAAAGUAGAAGCUUUUUUCAGUCCUGGUCUAAAGCUAUUUAUUACACUUGCAUACAUGCGUGAGUCUCCUAUUCUGGAAUAUGCAGCACUGGAAAUAAAUUAGUUCAGUUACAUAAAUGUACAACUGAAAGCAACUUAAAUUAUUCAAAUACCUAAGCAGCAAAUGUUCUCCCUAGCUGAACUGAAUGGAUAGCAUAAAAAGAAUAUGCCAGUGUUGUUUAGUAGUUGAGAGUGAUGGACCGGGAUGACCAGGGUUCAAAUCCCUACUCAACCAUGAAGCAUCUUGAGUGAUCUUGGACCAGUCGCAGUCUCUCAGCUUAACCUGGCUCACAGGGUUGUUGUGAUGAUAAAAUUGAAUUGGAGGAGAACCACCUUGAGCUCCUUUGGGGAAAGGUGAGAUAUAAAUGCAGUAGGAAUCCUAAUAACAACAAGAAAAACAAUACUAUUGGAGGCAGGGGAGUGACUGAGGCCCAAUAAGCAGCAGUCUCUAGGGCUGGGCGAUAUUUGGUUUUCAACAUCGCUAUGUAUCGCCGGCUAAACAUUGCAAUAUAUAUCAAUAUCUCAUGAUGUCUGAAAUAAGGAUGGAAGAGGUGAACACAUAGGGCUUGACGAUAUUUGGUUUUCAGCAUCAUGAUAUACCACCAGCUAAACAUUGCAAUAUACCAAUAGAUCACAAUGUCUGAAAUAAGGAUGGAGCUAUGUGGAAGCGUUAUCAGGGACGUGGGUGGCGCUGUGGGUUAAACCACAGAGCCUAGGACUUGCUGAUCAGAAGGUCGGCGGUUCAAAUCCCCACGACAGGGUGAGCUCCCGUUGCUCCAUCCCUGCUCCUGCCCAUCUAGCAGUUCAAAAGCACGUCAAAGUGCAAGUAGAUAAAUAGGUACCGCUCCGGCGGGAAGGUAAACGGUGUUUCCAUGCACUCCUCUGGUUCGCCAGAAGCGGCUUAGUCAUGCUGGCCACAUGACCUGGAAGCUGUACGCCGGCUCCCUCGGCCAGUAAACUGAGAUGAGCACCGCAACCCCAGAGUCGGCCAUGACUGGACCUAAUGGUCAGGGGUCCCUUUACCUUUAUGUGGAAGCGUUAGCUGGUUUCACGGUUUUCCCCCCAUUGUGAUUUUUGCCAGUGCCUGCUCUGGUGAUUCGCUGCCCCUUGCAAAAGGCAGGGGAGAACUGAGCUGGGAGAAUUAACAGGGGCUGCAGGAAUCAGGAAGCCUUGGCUGGCUUCACAGUUUUUUCUCACAUUGUGAUUUUUGCGUAGGACACACACACACACCAUGAUUCACGAUAUAUUGGCAGGUCAGAAAUUAUGAAGCCGUUAUUGCAAUAUGGACUUCAAGAGUGGAGAAGCCCAGCCAGAUGGGCGGGGUAUAAAUAAUAAAAUUAUUAUUAUUAUUCAAACUGGUUUUGGAGAAUAUAUUGGUAUAUUGCCCAGCCCUAGUAGUCUCUCUGGAAAGCCUGGAAAGCCUUCAUCAGUGUAAUAAUAAAUAUGAUCAAUCUAUCUUCCCCUAUGUUUUGGCUCUGUGACAAGAGCAGCAUCACCACUGCACUGAAAUUUACUUAGAACUUGUUAAGCUACUGUAAGUAACAACCCAGCCUGUGAAAUGACAGCAAUAUUGGAAAGAAGUAUUUAUGGAUGGAACUGUAAAUUCAGUAUUUUCCUUCCUAGUGAGGAAAGCCACACUCAGUUCCUUUCUGCUUGUCAUGCAGUGGCGCAGAAGCCUUGCUACAAAAUAGUUGAAAUGCCUAUCGAACUAUCAUUCUUAUAUCCUAUCGAACUGUCAUUCUUAUGUGAAAUCAUGUGCAGGAUUUAAGAUAGGAGCAACAGAAGAAUGUAAAGAAUGGACUUUGGAAGCUUAGGAAAUAAAUAUAUACAGUCGUACCUUGGUUCUCGAAUGCCUUGCGACUCAAAAGUUUUGGCUCCUGAACGCCGCAACCCUGGAAGUGAGUGUUCCGGUUUGCGAACAUUUUUUGGAAGCCGAACAUCCGACGAGGCUUCCACAGCUUCUGAUUGAGUGCAGGAAACUCCUGCAGCCAAUUGGAAGCUGUGCCUUGGUUUUCGAACAUUUUCAGAAGUCGAACGGAUUUCAUUCGAGAACCAAGGUACAACUGUAGAUGUGUUUUAAUGCAGCUACUAAGAUGGAAAAAUAAUAGUGAAAGGAGGCACAGGAAGUCAAGAAGAAAAUGUGCAAGCAAAAAAAGGAUACACAUGAUUGGAGUUAUGUAAUAAUUUGGAAGAUUUAAUAAAAACGAUUAUUUUUAAAAAUGCUUGCAGUACUAAUAACACCCAGUUUUCAACAGUAUGCAAUGUGUGUGUAUGUAAACAACCAGCUCAAAAUCUGUACUGCACUUUUGCAGAAGGGUUUAGAUUUGACUAUCAGUCCGCAGAGCAGAAAUGCAUUCUGGUGCUAAGAUUAUCCAUCUGGGAUGACAGCCGAGUCAGACAGGGGAUUAAGAUGUGUCUGUGACCUCUAGCAUUCUUGCCAUCUUUUCCCACAGCCAGAAAGUUUCACUUACAGUUUUCCACAGUAAUUGCCAGAGCUGGAAAUUCUUGCUUUUCUAUCGCUAACCUUUCUAUCUGGGUUAACACCUGCUGCCAAAAUGGUAAAUCACCUAAACCCGUGCUCUUUUUUUUUUUUUAAAGUGGUUUUUGUUUUUGUUCACAGAAAGCUCAAGUUACAGACACAUUUGGUUCCUCUUGAAAUCUCUGCAAAGUAAGAGUGCCGUGCUCCCUAUCGCUCACCUUCUUAUGCAAGGAAAACUAGUUUUAAUCGAGAUUAGGUAGAGUAUUUAGCAGAUGAUGCUGCAAUUUAAUAAACAAUGCCCUUCCAGCAUGCAUAACGGUAGCCCUUCAAAAAAAAAAAAGCCAGGUUGUUUUAGGAGGCACUGCAGAGUAGAGCUGGGCGAUAUUACGAUUAAUUGUCUGAAACCAGUAUGAUGUUCAAACUGCGAUACCAGUUAAACUUUUUGAGCUGGCCCACAGCUGGUGGCCGGGAAGCCAAGAUAUAGGGCCAGCGCAAGUUGCCUUGAUCAGCUGUGAGGUGGACAGUUUACGAAAGCCUGUUUCUCAGCUGAUCAAGCCCCCUCUGCCUCCUGCAAACUGAAGUGGGGGCCAGCUUGUUUAGACUGCUCCUCUGAAGGGCCAGCAGGCUCAGGGGCCAGCAGGAGGCUGCCCGCCCUUGUCCCCAUAUAGCUGCUGCUCAUGGGAGCCAGAAUGGUAUGGGGGCUCGUUCAACUUUGUGACCUGGGCAAGUCCCCAGACCUGUCUGGCUCGUGCAUGCAGGAGCCUUAUGGGGAAUGCCUGGGCAAUUUCAGACAUUGUGAUAUAGCAGUACAUGGCAGCAUUUAGCUGCUGAUAUAUCACAGUGUUGAAAACUAGAUUGUCACCCAGCAUCCAAAAAGUUAGGUUUAAAAAAGGCAAAUGACCCCUGGACAGUGAAGUCCAGUCAAAGGUGACUGUGGGGUUGUGGCGCUCAUCUCGCUUUCAGGCCGAGAGAGCUGGCGUUUGUCCACAGACAGCUUUCUGGGUCAUGUGGCCAGCAGGACUAAACCGCUUCUGGCACAGUGGAACACCGUGACAGGAACCAGAGUGCACGGAAACGCCGUUUACCUUCCCACCACAUUGGUACCUAUUUAUCUACUUGCACUGGCGUGCUUUCAAACUGCUAGGUUGGCAGAAGCUGGGACAGAGCAACAGGAGCUCACCCCAUCGUGGGGAAUCGAACCACCAACCUUCUGAUUGGCAAGCCCAAGAGGCUCAAUGAUUUAGAUCACAGCGCCGCCCGUAUGUCAUGGUAGAAGUGUAGGGGCUGGGACAAACAGUGAGGAUCAGAGUAUUGCAUUAGUUCCCUUCCAUUCUGGUGCUUUUAGCCUUUCUGAAGUGCAUUAGUUUUUAUGAUUAUUCAUUAUCUACUUACGUUUUGAAAUGACUGCGGAACGGCUGGAGUUCAUGGGAGUGCAACAAAGGUGUAUAAGGAAAGGAUAAAUGCACCUUUUUGUGUUGGUUAUGGAAAAUCCCCGGUGUGACACCAGCCUUUCCCACGCAAUCCAUAGCCCCAAAUAUCUGUAUUUUACACUCUUCUAUACAAAUAGCUGUGGGCUGCUUUGUAGAAAUGAUGGGAAAUUACAUCAAACGUUCAUCCUGAAUCAUUAUUUCUUCAUCAGGUUUGUAAAGAGUCCAGCUUGCUUAUUACAACAUGAAAUUUCAACAUAUUCCUGCAACUAAUAAAUAUGAAUUGCUGGUUUAGGCUGAAUUGUUCCUUGGCCAUUGUUCUCGGGUGUUUUUAUAGAAGGCAAAUAAGCUUUUUGUUUCAAAUGGAAAGCUGUUAAGCUAACCAAUCUCAUGUUGCUUUAAAGCUGGGACUUUCCAUAUAUUUGAAACCACCAGCUGCCAAACCAGUCCAAACAAAUGUUGGCUCAUUCUGCCAUUCCGUUGGCACCGAGAGAGGUGCUUCAUUAAAGCUUCAUCUCCCUCUAGUUAUGGUUGAAUGCUGUUCUGCCAAAUUGAUGUCCAAAGUGACUCACAAAUGAGUCACCUUUUGCUUAGCAAGUGAUUGCAAUAUGUGAAGACUGGUUCUAUACAAACAGAAGCUGUUGAAUGUUUUGCUUUGCUAUGGUUGAAAUUUGGGGCUUUUUAGCCUAAGAAGAGCUGCUCUUGCCCCAGACAAGGUCAAGCAGAGUUCUCACGGUAACAUUCUCCCAUCUUCUGUUGUGCAUCUUUUCUUAGCCAUGUCUUAAACCUUGUAUAUAUUAAUCCAUCUAGAGCCAUAGUUUUCAAAACACAAGGAGACAGAAGUUACACAAAAGUGCUGUUGUCUCUCAUCAUGUUGCCUGAGCCAGUCCGCAGAGCACUGGUGCUUAAAAGCAACCUUUCUCUUCACUGAGCACCAUUGCCUGAUUUGGCUGGUCUUGCUUUGUCGUGGGGCUAGUUCACACUAUGCUCUUCCCAUGUGCGCUCACAACCUCCUUUCCACAAUGCACAUGACUGUAACCAGGUGAGGAAAACUGUGAACUGGGCUGUAUGUUGAUAGAGCUGUAUGCAGGGUUUCUCCAAACUUGGAUCUCCAGCUUUUUUUGGACUACAACGCCCAUCGUCACUAGCUAUCAGGACCAGUGGUCAGGGAAGAUGGGCGUUGUAGUAAAAAAAACCAAUCAGCUGGAGACCCAAGUUUGGGAAAUGCUUGCUAUUGUUUGCUGUGGUUUUUAAAAACUUAUUUUAAUGCCUCUCGUAAAGAUCCUGCCCUGGUAGGAUUGUAUAAUGAAAAAACAGGAUAUAAAACAAGAUGUAUAUAUUUAAAGAAGAUGAAUAAAUGUGCAAAUUAAGUUAAUUUGGAUGUGCAGAAGAUAUUAAAAACAAAUUUAAGGAACUGCAGAAAGAGGGGGAUGGAAGUCAAGUUUUGAAAUGUCAAAAUGAAUGUAAAAUUAGUGAGACGUAUAAAACUAGUGAAAUGUAUAAACUUGAAAAGUAUAAAUAAAUAGAUAAAAUAUCAAAAAAUAAAACAGGAUAUAAAUAACAUUUUAUAAACCUCUCUGUGAGAUCCAUCCGAAUAGUGGUAUAAAAAUACCUUAAAGAAACAAAAACAAGCAAACAAAGAAUUGUUCUAGUUGGGUGUUGGAGCUGUUAAAAGUAUUCCAGAAGCAGAUGUUCUGUUUACUGAAGCAUGUCUUGGGAUGGGUACCACAUUAAGGGAUGAACAGGCCUGUCUCAGCCCUCUUUCUGCAAUGUUUUAACUAUUUAUUGUAUUGGCCUUAUCUGUUGCUUUAGCCGAACCAAAUUCAGUGUGAUCUGAAUGUUUUCUUUUCAUAAGCUUUCCCAUGGCAACCUCUUCAUACCUAAAAUCCAAAAGAAAGUAUUAAAACCUUACAGGCGUGACAAGUACAACACUGCUUAGCAACACCUUUUCAACACAGGAAAAAGAUCUUGCAAAUAAAACAUUGUUGGCUUUUCUUUUCCUUAGGUAUCUUGCCGGUGUACCAUAACAUGUUUGCACUAAUGAAUCAGACAGACAGAUGUUGGUAUCCCCCAAACCACACCUUCCAAGUAGAGGGAUCAACCAGUCUCACUGUUCUCUACCGGAUAAGGUUAAUAUCAUAGCUUGUUUUUGUUUAAAUCAAAAUGGUUUUUGUUUAAUUAGAUUUUUCUUAAACUAAAGGACUAUAAUGUAGGUUGAAAUAAUUGAUUAAUUUCCUACGACUUUUUUAUUUCCAUUUAAAUAUCAGAGGGGUUCAUAAUAAGAAUAACACUCUUUGUCCAUAUAUUUUACAGUCAGUUUUAUUCCAUGUGUUGUUUUAUGGAGGUUAUAGCAAAUGCACAUGGAGGCAGGGGCAGACCCCUGAAAGCUGACAGAUGACCACUUUUACUCCUCCUUGGAGUAAACUUGAUUAUCUAUUUUAUUUAAACCCAGAGCUAUUUAAUUUAUUUGAUGGGCCCAUUUAUAAAAAAUAAUUUCAGUGGAAUGUUCUCUUCUUCUUCUUAUAAAUGGAUUGUAUUGCAAUUACUGUACAAUUCUAAGCAUGUAGAUGUGGGUGUUUACUUCCAGGUAUGCAUGUAUGAGGUUGCAGCAUUUUGUUUAAAUAAGCAGUUGUGUCUGAACAAUGGCUGCAUUUCAACUGUGUCCUAGCAACCAAGGCAUUCCCAUUUCUCUAGUCAUAUAACCAUUUUGCAUAUAUUUCCAGAAUGUAAAACAUCUGCGGAUCAGUGUGUGUACUUCUGUAGUCUAGAAAAAUUUCCACUGAGUAGUCCCCAUCUUAAGGUUCAAUGUUCCACAGUGUGUCUUGCAUCACAAACAUAAAGGAGAUUUUUAAACCAUUUUGCCAUAAUGUUUCUGGGGAGGCUAAACCGCCUGUUCCUUUAUGUCAUCGUGUCAAGGGUAGGAGUUUUGGGAAGCUUGCCAGAGUCCAUAAAAUACAUAGAUAAAGGCUUUGUUCAGAAGCGUGUGUACCAUGCCUGACAAUUGUCUCAAAAGAGCUUCUCCUCUCCCAACUAAGCCAUGCUUCCUAAAAUGGAGAUUGCAUAAUGCACAAGAAAGUAUACAUUUACUACAAAAGAGACACAAAACUUUUGAUUCUUGAGUCUGCUAAAAUGAUAUCGCUGAGUGAUAUUUUGAUAAAUUGUCUGAAACCGGUGUAUGAUAUUCAAACUGUGAUACCGGUUUCAGACUCUAUACAUUCGCAAUGUAUUGCCAGCUCAAAUUGCCCUGAGGCAGAAAAGGCAUAGGCAGGCAGGCAGGUAGACAGGAGCCUGAGAAGAUUCUCACCUGCAAGCUAUGCCUCCAGUUUCACCUGGGCAGGCAGGCUGCCACUUCCUCCUGGUUGGUCACUCCUGGAGCGACUGACAGGGAGGAAAGUGGCAUCUCGGCCAAUUGGGUGAAGGCGAAGGCAGGCAGGUGAGCGCCUUCUCCGGCUCUGUCUUCCCCCUGCGUGUGCCUUUGAAGAAGCUGCUCUCUCCCCCUGGCUCACAUGAGCGAGAGUAGUAUGGGGGCAAACUCAACUGUUGGGCUGGGUGAUGUAUCUCAGCUGCUUAAGGUGGGGAGGAAGAAGCAGCCGAGAUACAUUUCAGGCAUCAUGAUAUAUCCGUAGAUUGAGAUAUUUAGCUGCUGAUAUAUCACAAUGUUGAAAACCACAUAUCGCCCAGCCCUACUUUCUGUGCUCCCCUGCUCUGACAAUGUGCUGGAACUACAAGAAUCCCCGAACAGGAAGCCAUGGCUUAUGACAUAUGAGCAGGUCCAAAUUUUACUCAUCACAGUAGCGCAGGCUACAAGUGCCCAGGAAUCUAGACUUUCAUAGAACCAGCUGCAUUUGCCUGCCUGUGAUCUGACAUAGUACUUUGCAAACUCUAGAAGACAAGGCUUUAAAAAUGAGCAAAAUUAUUUAGUAGCAGUUGUAAGGCAUGAAUGUAAGUCCCAGAGGCAGUUGCAGACAAUGCCGGGGAGUUGUGCUCCUUUUGUGACCUCCCUCCUUCAGAGUCAGACCACAAUAGUAUAGCUGAGGCAUUCCAGAAUAAAGAGGGAGAGGGAGGAGGCAGAGAACUCAGUGCGGUGCAAAUACGCCAGCAGGAGCACCAGAUUGCCUCUGCCAAUGUGUUUGCACCACUGCUGCCUUGCCUCUCCCACUCUCCAUCCUGGUAUUCAGGAGCAACUUGGCUGGAAGGAAGCCAGGGAAGCAGUGCCACCCUAAUGCCCCAUUCACUACUAUCUAAAGGCCACUGCUUUGCUGAAGCUAUGUAGUUCUGGGUCUGGUCAGUGUCUCAGUGGGCAGUUGUACAUCACUCUGGGUUUCAUGAUGGAAGAAAGUUGAGAUAGAAACAUAAGAGGCGGCGAGGGGAAUGAGUGGUGGUAUUUGACCAGUAAAUUGGCUAUGAGUUUUGAUGUUUGGUUAUUUGCUGGCUAAAUGCCAACUCCAGUGGAGAUGGCUCAUUUCAAGCUGGAAUAAUUUAGUGGCAAGAUGAACUUGUGUGAAAGUAUUCAAAGCCCUUGCCCUUUAAGCAGCCUGAAUUUCAUUAAAAACAUGUUUCUAACAUGUGUGGUCUUGGCUGCAAAAGCACUGAUAAUAUGUCUUUGCAUCUUAACAGGUUUUAUUUCCCACACUGGUAUUGUAACAGCAAUGUACGAGCAUUUCGGUACGGUGUUUCCCGCGGUGCAGAGAGUCCUGUCCUUGAUGACAUUGUCAUGUCUUAUUUGUUUGCUCAGGUAAAAUUUUGACAACGUAUUAUUUGGGUAUGGAUGUAUUUGGCCCUUCUCUGCGUUUUUACUGCUGGAAAUGAAUGUCUUCAUCCAAAUAUGGAUAAUUUCACAAGAAUAAUGAUAAUUAUAUGCAAUUAUCCUGUGAAAUAAAAAUACGACAGCCUUGAGGGCAGCACCAAGGUGUUGAUUCCCCUUUGAGAUCUGAGCUGAUUUCUUUGUUCAAAUUAAGUUCCGAGUUGAUUCAAUAGAAGACAACUCAAGCUGCGAUGAAAAUAAAUGAAAAGAGCAGUAGGCCAAAUUCAUCAGAAUUUCUGUGCCUUCGUUUUUUGCCUCCAGUGGCGGGAAGACUUUGUCCAUGGGUGGGUGAAGAUGCCUGUCACUCAUGAAACACAAGAAGAAUGUCUUGGCAUGGCUGUUCUGGAUAUGAUGAGGAUGGCCAAAGAAAAGGACCAAACUCCACUAGGCAUCUACAAUUCUAUGAGGUAACUCUUUUUGUGACGUCUUCUUCUGUAGCUGUGCAAAUGGGGAAGGGAGGAGUAAAACAGGAGGUGGAGGCAGGAAAGCACGAAAUGGAAAUUAGGAGCCAAACCAUUAUUAUUUUGAUUGCCUGUUGCCUUACCCCUUUUUCCAAAGAACUUGUUUCCAGUUCAUGGCUCUCCUCAUUUUAAGAUUAGGCUGAGAGAUAAGUGCCUGGCCCAAGGUGAUCCAGUCAACUUCACAGCAAAGCAAGAGUUUGAAGUUGGAUAAGGCAUUUGCAGAUCUGAGCAAGUUGUGGCCUGUUUCAUUUCACCAGAUGUGACAUUCCUCUUUUAUACAGCCUGGUGGUUCCUAGUUCUGGUCGCUGCAGAGAGAAAGUUUGAGGAUGCAAACCCUGACAUAGCCAGUGGAAUUCGCCUCCCGGUUUUCUGUCCCACUUGCUCAUAAGUUAAAAGAUUUUAGGAUUUAGGACUUACCUGAUAGUUGCUCUUGCACCUUCUGUAGAAGAAUACCACCAGCCCCCUUUGAGCUGCUCAUCAAUAUUUUGCCACACACUUGGUUGUCUUUGUUUUCACAGCUACAAGAUGUUUUUGCCAAAAUGCAUCAGGGAAAAAAUCCAGGAUUAUCACAUUCUGACACGAAAGAGGAUAAGAUACAGAUUCCGCAGAUUCAUCCAGCAGUUUGGCCAGUGCAAAGCAACCGCCAGAAACUUGAAACUGAAAUAUCUCAUAAAUUUGGAGACCCUCCAGUCUGCCUUUUAUUCAGAAGUGUUUGAAGUGAAGGAACCCGGCAGAGAGCCUUCGGGUGAAGAAAGUUUUGCAACCAUUGUUAUAUCCGGAAAUGGUGGAAUUCAAUGCUCAAGAGGGAAACAUAAGGAAAGUGAGACACUGGCAGAACAGGUAAUCUCGUAUAACAUACAGUCAUACCUUGGUUUUCGAACAGCUUAGUUCCCGAACGUUUUGGCUCCCAAAUGCCGCAAACCUGGAAGUGACUGUUGCGGUUUGUGAACUAUUUUUGGAAGCCGAAUGUCCGACGGGGCUUCCGAUUGGCUGUAGGAGCUUCCUGCAGUCAAUCAGAAGCCACGCUUUGGUUUCCGAAUGUUUUGGAAGUCAAAUGGAUUUCCGGAACGGAUUCCGUUUGACUUCCAAGGUACGACUGUACUUCUGUAUUUUGUUUACUAUGAAAGCUUCGAGAAUACCACUGGAAGCAGAAUUACUUGGUUCCAUCAAUAGAAUUCUUACUGGCCAAGUAGAACUUAGCAUUGUACAGUCAGUUGAAAGUAUUGUGGCAAGUACUUUGCAGGAAAAGGUACGCAGAAUAUAAAUGGUGAGGGAGGAGUGGGAGGCUGGUUUAAGGUUCUGUGGGUUUUUAGUGCACAUCCAGUUCUGUUCUGUGGCUUGGGCAAUGCAGGGUCCCAAUCCUUAGUAUCAAUGCAGACUCUAGUUCCUAUUGGUUUUUAUUUGUGCCUAGCGUUGAAUGGGAUUUCACCCAAGUCUUUUAAGAUUACUAGCCUUAAAGGUAAAGGGACCCAUGAUCAUUAGGUCCAGUUGUGACCGACUCUGUGGUUGCGGUGCUCAUCUCGCUUUACUAGCCGAGGGAGCCGGUGUACAGCUUCUGGGUCAUGUGGCCAGCAUGACUAAGCUGCUUCUGGCGAACCAGAGCAGCGCACGGAAACGUCAUUUACCUUCCCGCCGGAGUGGUACCUAUUUAUCUACUUGCACUUUGACGUGCUUUCAAACUGCUAGGUUGGCAGGAGCAGGGACCGAGCAACGGGAGCUCACCCCGUCGCGGGGAUUCGAACCGCCGACCUUCUGAUAGGCAAGUCCUAGGCUCUGUGAUUUAACCCACAGCGCCACCCACGUCCCUUACUGUCAUGGAAAUAAUUUGGAUUAGCAGUAGAUGUGCCUGAGAAGUGAAGAUUGCCAUUUUCUGUUCUCCAGUGGUGUUCUAGGAGGAUAAUACAUUGACAGUUCAUUAUUUUUUUUAAUGCAUGGUGGUACACAAUUAACUCUAUUGAUAAAAUAUUUCCUUUCUAAAUACUUUAUAGACUGUAGGUUGGGUUAAGCAAAGGGGGGAUUUUCUCUUGAGUGUUUUGGAUCUUGGUGCUUGAACAUUGCUCUUUUAAUUUCUCUGUAAUUUAAAUUUCAUCUGUUAGUGGUGGCAGCAUCACUUAAAGCGUAUGGUGAUUCUUAUCUAAACAGAGAUAAGCAAACUUGAGUAAUGCUGUCUGUGCACACAGAUGGUAGCCUUCUUAGAAAUAAGACCCCAAUCCUGCUCUGUUUCUCUUCAGUCUGUGCAAUUGUCAAGGUUAGCCUUUCAUCAGUUUCUUCUGAACAUCAGUGCAUAAAGAGGGAUUUUUCCCUUGGGAAACUCUUCCCUUGAAGGUCUGCCUGAUUCAGAGGCUUACACCUUGUGGUAAAGAUGUAAAAACCAAUAAUUUAGCUGCCAUUGAUAAAUAUUGUGAAAGGGGAGUAGAGAAGUAAUGUGCAAACAAGUAACCAGGCUCAAACUUUUUUUUCCGGCAGGAAAGGAUGUUUCUUACUACCUCAGAAUCAGGCUAUUGAGAAUAAUGUUACAACUGCUCUGUUUCAGUUGAUGGCUAGAAGGUUGACUAAAACACUCACAAAUAACCCAUUUCCUAAUAAAGCAACAUCUUUUCGCAGGAAAUACAGACCUAUUGCGAUUUCCCCGACAUUAUCGAUGUCAGUAUUAAGCAAGCAAGCCAGGAAGGUUCUGGCGAGAAUAGAAUUGUAACCAUUCACAAGCAAGACAGCAAGAAUUUGGUAAGAGUGGCUUUCUCUUUUGAUUACCUUACAUUUCUGUGCAUUACUUGUCUAAACAAAUUGGAUUUUGAUGCCCUGCCUUGUUUGCAUAUCUGCAGUGUAAGGCAAUUAGGCAAGUAAGUUAGACUGUGACUUUCACAGAAUGUAGCAAAAGUAAUCUGUGUGUUCUUAAAAACAACAGCCCUCCUGUUCCGUUUUGCGGCGGCCACACCGUAAGCCUUUCCUUUCCUCAUGCAUUUUGCACAGGGAACAAUUAAACUUCAAUGAGUAUAUAUCUCCCAUUCAUUUGAGAUUCCUAGCCGUAGUCAUUAACCACAGAAGAACGAUGUAAAUACACACAUGUGCAACAAAUCAUAGCCUGGAUGCUCCUUCUCCAUCCGCUGAGAUUGGGAGUGCGUCUCAAACUCACGUGCUCGAUCCAUUCUCCUUCCCGGCACAAAAAAGGCAAUGAUUCCACAUGGAGAUCGUACAUAUAUUUGAGCACGGUAUCUCUGCUUAGCACAGUCCCUGUUUUCUGCCCGUGGUAAAGGGCUGUGACAGAGCAUGCGGCUUAGAAACAUUCUCCUGAAACAUUCUCCUGAAACAUUCUCCUGCACAUAAGGAGGUAGUGGAGUCCUAUUCAGUUCUAUCUAGCCUGAGACCCAUGGUUGUCUGUCUUUCCCCACACGAUGGCACAUUUACACAAUUUUGAAACAUGGGUGGAAGACAUUCCCCCCCCCCCUUCAUACUUUGUUAGACAAACCUUACUAAAAAUCUAACGUGUGUGGUUUGUUUGUUUGUUUGUUUUUUUAAUCCCCCUUACGUUGUAGGGCUGGGCAAUAUCUGGGCAAUAUAAUACUGUAACAACAACAACAACAACAAUUUAUUAAUUAUACCCCGCCCAUCUGGCUGGGUUUCCCCAACCACUCUGGGCAGCUUCCAACAGAAUAUUAAAAUACAAUAGUCUAAUGAUAUACAGUGCUACCUCUAGUUACGGACUCGAUCUGUUCAGGGGUGCUGUUUGCACCCUGAAAAGUCCGUAACUAGAGCUCCGCUUCUGCACACACACAUGGCGCAAUAGAGCUUGUGGAGGGCCAGACUAUAUUUUGGAAAAAAAUAUAUGAACGAAUGCCUAUGCCCCACAAAUAACCCAGAGAUGCAUUUUAAAUAAAAGCACACAUUCUACUCAUGUAAAAACAUACUGAUUCCCGGACCAUCUGCGGGCUGAAUUUAGAAGGCGAUUGGGCCAAAUCCGGCCCCCAGGCCUUAGUUAACCUACCCAUGCCUUAAUGCAUUCACCAAACCGUUCAUAUUCCUUGUCAUGGAAAUGAAUGGAUUAUUCAUUUCAGCGUUUGUGGGUAACGCAACAAAAUGAUCAACCAUCAGAAGCAUAUUCAUGCAAUUAGUGUUACCAGAAAAAUAAUAAAUAUCUUACUAUCUUUCUCCCUUGCCUUUGCAGGAAGCUGAAUUUCAUUCACUAAGAGAGGCUCUUUCUUUCGUGUCAUUGAUUGAUGGAUAUUACAGAUUAACCGCAGAUGCCCAUCAUUACCUCUGUAAAGAAGUAGCACCCCCUUCCAUCAUUGAGAAUAUUCAGAGCAACUGUCAUGGGCCAAUUUCGUAAGUGGCAUGUUUUAUAAGAUGUUGAAAAGGUGUUUUUUUCCCUUUAAUCCUGAAAGAAAAGAGAUGCUCCACUUUGCUUGGGAGGCAAUUGCCUAGUUCAUCAAGGAUAAUUAAUGCCAAAUCUUUUAGGUAUGUGCAGAUGUGCAGCUGGAUACGUGUUUUAUUUGGCUCGUUUCUCAUUUUGGCACAGCAGGAAGUGGCUGCAUGUACACACCUUCAUCCAGGAACACUUUAAAAAAUGUACCUGCCAUUGGGUUUUUUAAAAUACACAAUAAUAUAUUUUCCCUAUCUCUCUCCCCCCCUGGAAAUACUUUGAAACCUUGGUAAAAGCAUGUGGGAAGGUCUCUCAGUGUUUCCUUUUGUAAUGAAUUCAUGUUUAUUCAGCCACAACACUUAAUGCAAAGUUUUAAGAUGCUUUUUCUUUCAUUCUCAGUUCAGUUCCGAAUGUGUCAUGCAGUGAAUAGAGAACAGUGAGUUUUAAGGUCUCUCAGCCAUAACCAUGGUGAUGGUAUAUGCGGUCAUAGACAGAGAACUUCUUAAUAGGUUCACUGCAGGAUCUGGCAGAAAUAGAAUUUGAAAUUGUGGAGGAAGAAAAGGCAAUUCAGAUAUCAAUAUCUGGAAUUGAGCACAGAACAUUGCUAGCAAAGGAAAUUGCUUUUGGGCUAAGUGGUCCCUUCUUGUGAACUUUUCCGUAGGCUUGAGGAAAAAGAAAUAUUUCCGGCUGUGAGGGUUGUUUUUGUACUGUUGUGUAGUAUUGCCUGGUUCUGAAGAGCUAAGUGUCUCUGUGCGCUUCAGUUAAAAGUCCAUCAUAGGGAUUUCUCAGCCUGUUAACCAGAGGGGUAGAAAACACCUCCUUGCUAGGGGAAGGCAAAGGAUUGUCCCCACCUCCAGGUUGGGCAAGAGUUGCAGACUGCCUUUUUUGAGCUCUUUUGAGCUCUACUUUCUGUGCUUUCCGUUCUUUUAUUACUAUUAUUAUUAUUAUUAUUAUUAUUAUUAUUAUUAUUCUCCACCCCGGUUUGGGAAGAAAUGCAGCUAUAGGAAGCAUCUGAAGAUUGCUCUUGUGUAAAGGUAAAGGGACCCCUGACCAUUAGGUCCAGUCGUGGCCAACUCUGGGGUUGCGGCGCUCAUCUCGCUUUAUUGGCCAAGGGAGCCGGCGUACAGCUUCUGGGUCAUGUGGCCAGCAUGACUAAGCCACUUUUGGCGAACCAGAGCAGCGCACGGAAACACCGUUUACCUUCCCGCCGGAGUGGUACCUAUUUAUAUACUUGCAUUUUGACGUGCUUUCAAACUGCUAGGUUGGCAGGAGCAAGGACUGAGCAAUGGGAGCUCACCCCAUCGUGGGGAUUCAAACCACUGACCUUCUGAUCGGCAAGUCCUAGGCUCUGUGGUUUAACCCACAGUGCCACCCGCGUCUUGGUACUUUGUCCCAAACAAACUGCACUUCCUCUUCUACAGCUAGAAGGAGGAGCCUACAGUUCCUCCUUUCCACCUGGGCUUGGUGACAAAGGUGCUUUGAGCAUGAGCUGCUGGCUCGCCCACUCCUUUGUAGGAGAGACAGAGAAAAGGAGUUCCCCAAGUGGGUAACUGGAUUGCUCUCAUCCCUUCAUACACAUCUUGCAGAGCACAAGCACACUUGACAGAUAAGUCUCUUUUGACAUGGGUUAAUUCCUACUCUCUCCUUGGGCUCAAGGAGGCAUCCAUUUACUGACUUCAUCCCUGCUUCUGUCCAGGAGUAGCAAGGAACCAUGAGACCAGAUUCUGAGGUCCAUCCCAUUCCUGGUAACUUCUUUCUAGUUUCCUUGCCUUGCCUCGUCCAGGGCAGAACACGUGUCUUUGUCUCUGCAACUUUCCAACUCCAGCAUUUUUUUACCUUUACUGUCUUCCUCUGUUCGGUUUCCACCCAAUCCUUUCUCAUUCUUCUUCUGCAGAAACAAAACAAAAACAACUAGGAUGACUCUUUUUCACGUGCCAGGCCUCUUCCAAGGACAUGCCAAAAUCCUAACAUCUUUCGGGCUUUUGUUGCUGGACUCCAAGCCAUAUUUCUCCUCCCUUGUUUGACACCUCCUCCUCAGGUCUUUGUCUCUUAGCUGGACAGAAACUUAGGGAGGUGUCAGAAGGAAGAGGAUAGACCUAAAAACUUAGUCACGCCAUUCUCCUGCACAAAAGUAGGGAUUAACCCAGUAACCCUUCAGUCACCCCAAGCAAGAAACUGCUUUCAAGGAACCACAUUUUCUAGAUGUCUCUAGGCAGGAAUAAGGAUGAGGACCCUAUACUAUAUUACGAGAUUCUGAGUGUGAGAAUCUUUUGGUGAGCCACUCUGAGAACUUCCUGAAGAUAUAAAAUGAGAUAUAAGUUUUCUAAAUAAAGUUUAAGGAGGUUACAUGAGGAGAGGCAUUGUGCUUUCCAUAGGAAAGGCAAUAUUGUGUUAUAGGGUCAUUUUCAGCUUUUGCUGUCAGUUGGGCUGAGGGAUGUCUGGUUUUCAACACUGUGAUAUAUCACCAGCUAAACAUUGCAAUAUACCAGUGAUAUACCAAUAGGAAAUAAGGAUGAAGCUAUGUAGAGGUGAAUGGGGUGAUGCCCUAGCCAACUGCUACUACUUAGGUGUCUAAAACAAAUGCAUUUUUACUUACUUAUUUGCAGCUGCAUGUGCUGCCUCUGGUGUAUAAAAAUGAUAUUAUUGCUUCAGUGCUUUUAUUUGUUUCUGUUUUGUUUUGUUUUAUUUCCUAUUUCAUUUACAAGCUGUCUUGAGUCCUUGUCAGGGGGAAAGGGUGGGAAAUAAAUAAAAUCCAAGUUUGGCACUGACCACACUUACAGAUCCUAGACAUACUUAUGCCCUUCGCAUUUUCUUCCCAGAUUUUUUUCCUUGCAUUUGAACUGCUGCCAUACUGAUUUCAACAAUCUGUUAAUAUUGGUAGGGGUUUGGGCUCUUCUGUUCUGCCAGGUUUCAAAUGAGACACCGAAUGAACCCCUUCCAGCUAGCGAAACAGGGAUUUGGUUCUGCCUCCCUUACUCAGAGGGGAGACUGUUCUCUAGCAUCAAUUUAGAAAUUCGUAAUAAGUCUGUUUCCCUUUCGCUCUGCCAAAGGAGUUUGCCAGAAGUGCCCAGAUGUUGUAACCUGUAGGCAGUUGUAAGUGGAUGGUCACAGACUUUUACCGGGGAUAGAAAUAUGGUAAUUGCUAGAUGUUCUGCAUAGCUCAAAGGUUGCUAGCUUUUAAAAGCUUGCUCUUAACACUUGUGCUCCCUCCCUCUCGUUUUUCCAAAAUAGCAUGGACUUCGCAAUCAAUAAACUGAAGAAAGCUGGCAAUCAGACGGGCUAUUACGUUCUUCGUUGCAGUCCAAAGGAGUUCAGGAAAUACUUUCUUACCUUUGCAGUGCAGGUUAGUAAAGAGGAGCAGAAUACACUGUUACUUUGGCUGUGAACAAGAAAGAGAGGAUUCAGAAUACCUUUGAUUAUAAGUAUUACCUGUUAAACCACUGUGCUUUUGAAUAAUUUUUAAAAAGCUCAGCCACCUCUAAUUCUCAGUAAUCUCUGUGCUUUGUGAACAGUGCACAUACCCAUGUCAGUCUGCAAAGAAAGAUUGUGAAGAAAUAAAACUUUCCUUUUCUUCUGACAUGUUCAUUCAAGCACCGAGUAAUGGUAGUUUAAGGGACGCGGGUGGCGCUGUGGGUUAAACCACAGAGCCUAGGACUUGCCGAUCAGAAGGUCGGCGGUUCGAAUCCCCAUGACAGGGUGAGCUCCCGUUGCUCGGUCCCUGCUCCUGCCAACCUAGCAGUUUGAAAGCAUGUCCAAGUGCAAGUAGAUAAAUAGGUACCGCUCCGGGGGGAAGGUGAACGGCAUUUCCAUGCGCUACUCUGGUUCGCCAGAAGCGGCUUAGUCAUGCUGGCCACAUGACCUGGAAGCUGUACGCCGGCUCCCUCGGCCAAUAAAGCGAGAUGAGCGCCGCAACCCCAGAGUCGGUCACGACUGGACCCAAUGGUCAGGGGUCCCUUUACCUUUACCUUAAUGGUAAUUUAACUAUUAGAAUUUAGUCAUAUCUUCUAUUUGUGACUUAAAAAUAAACCUGUAUUAAUAUUAGCAUAUCUGCACAAUCUGUAGGCAACCAGGCAUCAUUUGUGCUACAAGUAACAAGAGAUUGAUGCUAUUUUCAUAUGAGUAUGGGCUUUCUACAUACUCUCACUAGCUUACCACAAUAUAACAUAGUUAGUUUUAACUACAAAUGAAAGUACUGUAUUCAAAAUGCCAUUCCUAAUUAUUCCUUGGAAGAUGAUCAGCUUCUUUAGUUAAAAAUUAGUUUAUUUUAAAAAAUGAGCAAAUUUGCCAGACUAUGUUAGGGAACCCCUUAGCAGACUCUUCAAGGCCUCAAGAGUCUGAUAAAAGCAUCUGAUAAGGUUGGGGUUUUAUAUCCUUGCUUUAACCAUCAAUGUCACGUUAGCAGAGUGCUUAAAGCAAGAUUAAAGGACAGGUUUUCUGCUGUUCAUCAAAUGACAUGCAGUGUGUGAUGGUAAAAUAUUGACAGAUACAGGUGGAACCUGCAACGAAACAUGCUUCUGUUCACAGUGUCAGCAAACCAUGUCAUCUUCCAGGAUAAUCAGAUUCUGUUGAUUUCUGAUUCUGUUAAAUUCUGCAUUAUAUUUGAGUUUCCACACAAUGUAAAGGCCCCUUCGUUUCUGUUUUGUUUGCUUCCAGGAAAAAAAAAACCUUUCGUAAAUAACACAGAAAUGAGCGCUAAACUUGUGCUAUAAUCUGCUAUAUUUCUGGAAGUGGCUUUUUUGUCAGGUAAAGGCUCAAAUAUAAUGCAGAAAUUAAUAGUUAAGUGAACAUCAGGAAUGCAUAAUAAACUCCCACAUGAAUCCGCUGGAUGUGUCACUGAAGUUUUUAUUAUUGUUCUAUAAGUUUUGGGGGUUUCUCUGAGCCUGCUAUUCUGGUACCUCCCUCUCAUGCAUGGAUGGCGCCAUUUUGUCUACAAAGGUAUGAUUCCUAAUUUAAAUUCAGUAUUAUAAACAAGAUAGCUGUUUUGAAACAACAUCUUUCUUACCGUUUCUUAAUCUUCAGCGGGACAGUACCACGGACUAUAAGCAUUGCUUGAUCACAAAAAAUGAGAAUGGCGAAUAUAAUCUCACUGGAACUAGAAGAAGUUUUACAAACCUCAUGGAUCUCUUGAACUGUUAUCGGACAGAAACUGUCCGGUCAGACAGUAUAAUUUUUCAGUUUACCAGAUGUUGCCCUCCAAAGCCAAAAGGUAAAUGAUUCACAACUCCCUUAAGUGGUGGUGUUAAUGUUUUUUGGUUUUAGACUUUGCUUUUCUGUAAUAAAAUCUGCCCAGAGUGACUUGCAAAAACAUGAAUACAUUGCACCGGGGGGCGGGGGGGAGGAUGAAAUGAGAAAAACACAAAACUCUGCAAUGAAAACAAUAAAGUCAGAGAACUGGAGUCAGACUUUUCGAAAGCAGGGUCUCAGUUUAAUAGAUUGGCUUGAUUAACCUAUUUUAUCUAUGUGGACUAUAGAUAGCAUUCAGUAUAUUAUAUAUUUCUAUGACGGACAGCGUCAUAUACAAUAUAGAAUCUACUUGACGCAGUAACCAAUACACACUCAGGCUCCAAAACGUGACAUGAGUAAUAAAAGCAAGAUUUGUGGCCCACGGUGGUGGUGGUAGGAGAGUGUUGACUUAGACACUUCCUUUUCUUUUAGGCCAUUUAUUAAUUUCAUUCGUUCAUUCUAUAAUCUGGUUGGUUUUAAUAAAAGGCUGAUAGCUAAGGUAUUGUAGAAGUACAGAUAGUCAUAGGGCUGAGGGCUAGGUGUUUCAGAGCCACUCCUGGCUCUGGGGCCAAAUUCAGGUUGCAGCUCAGGCUCUCGUAACUGUGCAGAAGUCGCAACCAGCCCUGAGAUCCCUCUCUGCUGUGGUUCAGCACGGCCACAGUCUUCCUCCGAUCCCCUUUUGUAGCAUUCUGCAGAGGGCCUUUUCUGCCACGAAGGACCUGCGGUGACUGACGUGGGUUUGAGGAAAGGGGAAAGAAAGCAGGGUGCAAAACAAACCACAGAUGUGGGAAGCUGCUCUCUUGCCAAGUAUAGGAUUCUGCUUGUAGCUGGAGUGGUGUUAGGGCUUUCUCAGCCUGUGGGUCCCCAGAUGUUGUUGAACUACAACUCCCAUCACCCCUAGCUAGCAAGGCCAGAGCUCGGGGAUUAUGGGAGUUGUAGUCCAACCACAUCUGGCGACCCACAAGUUGAGAACCACUGUGUUAGGGGUAGAACCUGUGGCUCUGCAGAUGUUGUUGGGACUAGAACUCUGCAUCCCAUUCUGGCUAAGCCUGAUGGAAAUCGGACCACAUCUGGAGGGGCAGAUGUUCCCCAUCUCUGGUGUAAGCCAUGCUCUGUGCAACCGUGGCUAAUGCAGAUGAGACAGGAUUAUUUAAUAAUAUUUGGAUUGGGUCUGUGGAGGGAACAAUUAAAAAAUAAAAGUUCGGUUUUGUGGCUAGAAGUGGAACAGCAAUACUGCUUGAAUGGUAUGAGGGAAUAGGGUUGCAGUCUCCUGUACUAUAUCCCCCUGGUGGUGCAGCAGUAAAACUGCUGCCACAUUGGCCAAGCUGCAAGCUGUACAUGUUCAGCUGCAAGUCAGCAGGACUUCAGUCUGAGAGACCAGGGUUCAAAUCCUCACUCAGCCAUGAAGCUCACCAGGUGACCUUUGGCCAAUCACUAUGAGCCAGUGUGGUGUGGUGUAGUGGUUAAGAGCGGUAGACUCGUAAUCUGGUGAACCGGGUUCGCGUCUCCGCUCCUCCACAUGCAGCUGCUGGAUGACCUUGGGCUAGUCACACUUCUCUGAAGUCUCUCAGCCUCACUCAUCUCACAGAGUGUUUGUUGUGGGGGAGGAAGGGAAAGGAGAAUGUUAGCCGCUUUGAGACUCCUUUGGGUAGUGAUAAAACGGGAUAUCAAAUCCAAACUCUUCUUCUUCUUCUGUCUCUCAGCCUAACCUGCAUCACCGGGUUGUUGUGAGGUCAAAAAUGGGGAGGAGAAAACCAUGAGCUCCUGGGAGGAUGAGGUGGAAUAUAAAUAUAAUAAAUAAAAUGAAAUUAAGUCUGUCUGUUUGUGAACCAGGACUCUGUUAACCUUCUCCUUACAGAUAAGUCCAACCUCCUUGUCUUCAGGAGCAAUGGAAUUUCUGACUUGCCCUCAUCGCCCACCUUGCAGAGGCAUAAUAACGUUAACCAGAUGGUCUUUCACAAAAUCCGGAAUGAGGACCUGAUCUUUGUAAGUUCACGAGACGUAUCUUCUCGUUUGUGUAAUACUCUGAUCCUCAGCGCAGUCCUUUGAAUUAAGUCCCAUUAAUUUAAUGGCACCAGCGUUGUUUCUCAGUGGUGUGUGUUACUGGAAAUAGUGUGCACAUCGGUGGGAAAUUGUAUUUACAGAAAACUAGGUAUUUAUUGUGAUAAGUGCACCUGGAAGUGGAAGUGUUCACUUGCAAUUCAUUUGCUGUGUGACUAAAUUAAUUGAAAAUCAGCAUGUGUGGUUUUUCUUUUUAAUGUGGGUUCAUACUUUUUUAUUAAGAUAAAUGUGGGAGUUUAAACUGAGUGAUGUCCUAAUCAUCAUAUUUUCUUUUCAGUAGCCCUUCCAGCCUACCUACCGUCCGUUCUCAAGCAAAUUAACCAAUUUAGUUUUGUGGCUUUUAACUUUAUAGAGUAUUGCACUUCUGAAGCCUCUCCACCAAUAAUAGUGCAUGCAUCAGCCAGGAAGGGGAGAGACAGAGAGACAACCAGCAUAUAUCAGAGAGAUGUUUGUGUGGCAACUUCACCCUAGGCCAGUUUCCUCUGAAAUUCAAGUCCCCUUGAAUUAAAUGGAAGUUACUACCCCAUGUAGUAGUAGUAGCAGCAGCAACAAUUUUAUUUCUUGGUGAUAUAUUUUAUUUCUUGGUGAUAUAUCGAUAUUUGAUAUACUGUCCAAAACCAGUUUGAUAUUGUGAUAUCGGUUUCAUAGUUUUUGACCUGGCAAUAUAUCACAUGAAUCAUGGUGUGUGUCUGUGUGGGCUGUGCAAAAAUCGCAAUGUGGGGAAAACCGCGAAGCCAGUCAAGGCUUCUCUCAAUUCCUUCAGCCCCUGUUAUAAUUCUGCCAGCUCAGCUCUCCCCUGCUUCAUAUAGGGCAGCAGCGUAUCACAAGAGCAGGCGCUGGCAAAAAUCACAAUGCGGGAAAAACCAUGAAGCCAGCCAAUGUUUCUACAUAGCUCCAUCCUUAAUUUCAGACAUUGUGAUCUAUUUGUAUAUCACAUUUUUGGGCUGGUGAUAUUUCACGAUGUUGAAAACAAGGUAUCUCCCAGUCCUGUUGUAGACCAUAGCAAAGAUUUAAAAGGACAUUUGGAAUUCAGCCACAAAUCUGGCUGUUGAUUUCCAGCUGCCAACGUAAUUAGAGAAACUCGCAAAUAACAUAAUUUCCCUUGUCUAACAGCAAAAGAACCUCCCUUGGUGUAACUCUCCCCCCCCCAUGACUUCAUGUAGGAUCACUUGGGGCUCUCUCCCCAGGAGGGAAAAUGAGAAGCCCCUAGCUUAACCUAGUCUCUCCACUCACCCUCAGAGAAGUCGUUUUUUGCAUUCCAGCAACAUCGUUCAAGGUGGCUGCUUGCAGGGCAAAUGGUAAAUAGCUUCAAAGCAAGUUUGUGCAGUCAAAUGGAAAUAAUUUCUCUGAACUCAGUUGUGCUUCCAUUCGGGUGAACCCACAAGGAUUGGUCUCAAAGCCUCUGUCGCGGAAUAUGCAAUUAAAUGAAGCAUUUGAUCUGUUCAGUUAUGUUUUUACAUUAUGAUUGUUUCCUUUCAGCUGAGACAGCUCCUGUAUUAGUCUUGAAACUAGGUAUGCUUUUGCUUAAAAUCGGCAUGAAGGGAUUUUGCAGAUGAUUGACUCCCCCCCCUUAUUUAUUUGGGGUUUUUUUAGAACGAAAGCCUUGGCCAGGGCACCUUCACUAAAAUUUUCAAAGGUGUGAGGAAAGAAGUGGGCGACUAUGGCAAGUUGUAUCAGACUGAAGUGCUGCUCAAAGUCCUGGAUAAAGUGCACAGGAAUUAUUCUGAGGUUUGUAUUCAUACUCCUUGGGUAAUAUGCUUAAUAGUUCAUAUGCAGGGCUAGUUCAGCAGAGCAGGAAUGCAGAGUUCAGCAAAUAUGGGAUCUCAGCUUUAAUUUUUAAGAUGAUGAUGAUGAAUUCAAUUUAUAUACAGCCCUUUACCAGAAGAUCCCAGGCAUGAAAACACCUUGCAGAACAUCCAUGUUCCCUAGAGCAGCCUUUCUCAACCUGUGGGUCCCCAGAUGUUGUUGAACUACAACUCCCAUCACCCCUACCUACAAGGCCAGAGCUCAGGGAUGAUGGGAGUUGUAGUCCAACAACAUCCGGGGACCCACAGGUUGAGAACCGCUGCCCUAGAGAAAGUCCGAGUGGGGUUUUUUUUGGGGGGGUGCAUUUGGCCGUCCUUUACACAGUGCCCAGAUCCUUUUAUCCACAGUCUGACCAGGCAGUAUGACUCCACUUACUCUCCCUGCCCACAGACAAGAGUACAGUGAUACCUCAGGUUAAGUACUUAAUUCGUUCUGGAGGUCCGUACUUAACCUGAAACUGUUCUUGACCUGAAGCACCACUUUAGCUAAUGGGGCCUCCUCCUGCUGCUGGAGCACGAUUUCUGUUCUCAUCCUGAAGCAAAGUUCUUAACCUGAAGCACUAUUUCUGGGUUAGCGGAGUCUGUAACCUGAAGCAUAUGUAACCUGAAGUGUAUGUAACCUGAAGCGUAUGUAACCCGAGGUACCACUGUAUUCAACACAAAAAAUAGUGACAGUUUGUUGCUGACAAAGGACAGCUGGACAUAUAAAGGACCCCAUUACCUGCAGUAGCUUAGGGCCUCAUCAAACCGAAAUACGGCCCUGUCUGGGAUGAUUGCUGUUUCACACAAUCAGAUGUUCAUGAGGUAAACAUGGACAUUUUCACAGUGUCUCUGUGUAACGUGAGGUCAAGCCUGCUCAAUCUGAUUGAAUGACGUAGCCGAUAGAAGUUCCCCGAGUUUAGCCUUUUGAAAAUUAAAUGCUUGCCAGUUACUCAUCAGUUGGAGCUGUCAUGCAUUGUUACAUGCAUUGAAAACUAGCGCCAUCAUCACCCCCCGCUGUGGGCAGAUGUAAGAGUCCUUGUAUCCUCAUGGGGGAUUUUCCUACUGCCAGUAAAUUGACAUGAUUCACUAUUAAAGCAGUUAGGCGUUGUGAGAAACAAUGAUUAAAAACAGGCCUGCAGAGAACAACGGCACCAUAUUAAUUACACCAUAUCGUUGCGGAAGGUGGGGAGCUGAAGUUAUGUGAAAGUGCAGGCGGUUUUUAAUUAAGUUUUAUUCCAAACAGUUCCCAUUAGGGUUUGCUCUGCUAAUUAUUGUUCCCUAUCUCUUGCAGUCUUUUUUCGAAGCAGCAAGCAUGAUGAGCCAGCUAUCCUACAAGCACUUGGUAUUAAAUUAUGGAGUUUGUGUCUACGGAGAAGAAAGUGAGUAAAGCCAAUUAACCGUUUUGUGUGCCCUAAUUGGAGUUCUGUUAUUACCUUCCUGUAUGCAAAUAGCUAUUUCCGAACACAUUUGCCUUCUUAUCAGGUACAUGUUGUCUGGCAAGGAACGACAAGUGUCGGUGCGAAACAAUGAGAGAUACAAAUGCCCUAGGUUGAUGUAAUCAGUUUGUUCCAGGCUGUACAGUGGUACCUUGGUUCUCUAACUUAAUCUGUCGCGCCACUUAAUCUGCCGCGCCACAGGGAAGACAAGCUUUCACAGUGAUGGCACCUUGCGCCAGGGGCAGGGGGCAGCGACAUUCAUUGCCCAGUUAAUUUCCCCCCCGCAAUCAAUGAGGACCACCCUGGCGAUCUACCUGGAGCACCCCAUCGGUCUAACUGUACAUCGCGGUCGACUGGUUGAACAUGUCUGGUACAGUAAUGCCUCCACAAAGGUCCGCCUUGUCUAGCAUCCGUUUCAGAUGGGUUACUUCUGGGUUUGCUGCUCGCGCAUGCACAGAAGCGUAAACUGCCCUGCGCACGUGCGCAGAGCGCUGCCCUGUCGAGCAUCCCUUUCGUCGAGCGUCCAGGGCUCCGAAAUGUAUCCCAGACUCAAAACAAGGUACCACUGUAUAGAUCUUUCCAUUAAAAAAAAACAACCCAAAACUUAAUAAACCAAACAGUUGUUGAAAAGAAAUGAUAGAAACUAUAGCUAGUACGCAUUUAAUACAUUGACAGUAUGUAAUUAAAAGUUUUACAUCAGAAUCUUACCUUUCACUUCAUGGUAACAAAGUUGUGUUGACGUUUAAAUGAUUUGUGAUUGGGGUGUAAACUAGAAAACAUUUCUACAAUCUCUGAGUCCCAAGAAUGGCUUAGCAUUAAUUUUGCUGAGGAAACAAAGAGUCUCAGUUCCAUAAUUUGCAGCACGCACCAGUCUGCAGGGAUGAAACAGAUGUUUUCAAAUGUGGCUGGAAGGAAUUGUGGCUAGAAAGCAAGGCUGGCUUAAAAUUCCGUUUAUUAUUAUUAUUAUUAUUAUUAUUAUUAUUAUUAUUUAUUGUCUGCAUCUGUGUUUCAAAUUAGAUAUUCUGGUACAGGAAUAUGUGAAAUUUGGGUCAUUGGAUACUUAUUUGAAGAAGAAUAAAAAUUCUAUAAACAUCUUGUGGAAGCUAGAAGUUGCAAAGCAGCUGGCAAUGGCAAUGCAUUUUUUCGUAAGUAUCUUACAUUUCCCGCUAGCAAAAUGCCGAAGGUCAGGGAUUCACUCCCCCUACCCCUAGUGGAUAUUGGUGAAGAUUUUUUAGACAUAUUCAUUGGUGUUUCUGUUUGUAGGAUCCAGACAGCUUGCACACACGUCUUGUUUUCACGCUCACUCCUUUAAAAAUCUGGUGUCUUAUGUGUGAUAAGACUAUGAUCUGAGUUGUGCUGUUAAACAAAUGCAGGAAACUUCUGCUUUAUCUGUGGGGGGUGUUAACGGAAAAAUCCAAGGGCUCCCUUGGACAAAAAACAAAGACACCAACCAGGAUAACUUGGAGCAAAACAGCAGCCUGUAGGCUUGGCCUUUAUUGAUCUGUUGCAACAGGGUGCUCCCCUCACCUGCAGGAGAGAGGAGGGACCCAGAAAAAUGGUGUGCAAGGCCUUAUAAAGACUUUUGAAAUUGCCACCCUGUAGAUCAAGACCACUCCCAGAAACAUCAUACAUACAUCACAGAAGGGGUGUAACCUAAGACCACCCCUCAGAUACAUCACACCUACAUCACAGAAAAGGCAGUCUAAAACAGAAAUUUGAAUAUUGUUUUUCUCCUGUCCUUGUUUAUCUCCUGUCUGGCAGGUUACUUGAUUGGAUUGCCUGGGGAGCCUGGCCAUUCUUUUGUAGUGAUAAAUACUUAGUUCCUGGGCCAUGUCACAGGCUCACACCCUAUUCAAACACAGACAUACCCUAAAGACAGGAUUUGUGAAGGAAAAGACAAUGGGGAGGCUUUUCCACUUUGACCUUGCAGAGAAAACAUUUGCUCAGUUUAGGAAUCAAAAUGGUUCCAGGUUGGCCUUCCUGUGCUGAUCUAUGUAUGUGCUUGGUUGGUACACUUAUGAACAUUACCAUAUAUCUAAGACCAUAAAAUUCCUAUCACAGGGGAAAGCAGGAGUAAAGCAGACUUGUGUAAGCAAUAGUCUUUCCCCAGAAACAACGACUGGAUAAAGCCUGUAAUUAGUUUUUGGUAAUCUCCUCCUGCUCUUCUUUCUCUUCUGGGAAACAGAGAGUAAGUGUGGAGCUUGUCCCAAAUAGAUUAGGGCCUCUGUGGUGAAGUUUGCCAUGCUCCUCUUCACUGCAUUUAAUGAGGUGCUGGACUGCUGCCACUAAAUUCAAGCCAGGCACUGUGCUGUGUAAAUUAGCCAUUUAAAACUGCAUCUCAGUUCCCCCUUAUGUCCAUUUCUCGAAGUGUUUGCUUAUGUCAAAAUGUGUCAGCUUGAAAUGCAGUUAGGAAGUUGGCGGUUGAUCUGUGCCCAGGAGGAAAAAUAAGCAAUGCUUGUUUGCCUUUAUCAGGAAGAUAAAAACCUUGUUCAUGGGAACGUAUGUGCAAAAAACAUCUUGCUUAUCAGAGAAGAAGAUAGAAAAUCCGGGAACCUUCCUUUUAUCAAGCUCAGCGAUCCUGGUAUCAGCAUUACAGUUUUGCCAAAAGACAGUAAGUCUCUGACUCACCCGUUUCAGCAGCUCACCUGCUACCUUGAAAAUAUCGUUGAGUGAUUAUCUCCUCCUCUCAUUGCACUUAAAAUUCAUAUUGUUGAGUACUGCUGUUCUUGUUUGGGAAGCCAUGAACCUCCCACAAGCGUGGGGCGUGCUUUUGUUUUUUUCCGUUGCCGGCAUCAUUUUGCUACUUAAAACUAUUUCCAUGCCAGCGGGUGUGCUGCUGGAAACUGAAAACCCAGCAGAAUAGACCCCUCAGUUUCAAUUCUUAAAGAGCCAAUGUUCGUCUUUCACCCACUGAGAAUCCCCAUUUAACACUCUGAAAAAGGUAAAUCUGGUUCAGGAGUAGCCAGUGCAAUGUAUUUUAUAUGAUGCUAAGCUCCAGUUCCCAUUAGACCCGGCCAGCAGGAUGAGUCCACCUGGAAGACACCAUACAAACUGAUCCAUUUGUUGGAUUUAAAGCAUUUUUGCCACACCUGAAUAUUCACGCGAGAUACCUUAUCUCUAUUUCCUUACAAAUUGAAUUCCUUGGGAUUAGGAUUUUUAUCUGAAGGAACCAAGAGAAUCAAAACCUCUCUCUGUGUUUACACACUUUAGCUCAUGUCUCCUAUGCUUAAGUCUGCAUGUGAGAAUUUCUAAAAUAUUUCUUCAAGGCCGCAGACAUGGUGCUUCAAGUUUGUUUGUUUGUUUGCUUGUUUGUUGUCAUUUACAAGCCCUAAAGAUACUUAUAGACCACAUUUGCACCAGAGGUCCUCAGAGAUUAUCUAAUAUAGUUGAGCAGCAAUUAAAACAUCCAACCAAAAAAAGUAAAUAAAUCAAAUGCUUUCUCAUUCAUCCUAGUAACAAAUUGCCUUGUUUUUUCACGAUUGCCUAGUUCUCCUUGAGAGAAUACCGUGGGUUCCACCUGAAUGUAUCGAAAAUCCAAAACAGCUGAGUUUGGCAACGGACAAGUGGAGUUUUGGAACCACACUGUGGGAAAUAUGCAGCGGAGGAGACAAACCUCUUAGUUUGCUGGAUUCUCAAAGAGUAAGUACCAUGUGAAGUUGAACAUCUUUGUCUUGGUGAACAUACUGGGCAGCGAUGGGCAUAAGCCACGGUUAAAGUAUUUGGAUGCAGCUUCCGCAUGUGAUUCUGCCCCUCAUCGGGUUUAACGUUUAGGAAAUAGUCAUAGCUGUCAACUUACAGAUUUGAAAAUAAGGGACCAGCAGCCUCAAAAAUAAGGGAUCAGCAGCCAAAAUAAGGGAUUUUCCGGGCACAGGUAUGUUCAACUUCUGAGCCCCUCUGAGCCAAAGGCAGAAAGCCCAGCCAGCAGCCAAAUGAAGCCUCAAGGAAAACCACCGUCACCUCUCCGCUGGGAAGUGCUGAGCAAAGGCGAGUCCCCAGGCAACACAGCCGAUUUGAUCAGCAGAAGACAUGCAAGCUCCACCCCCCAGUCGUUCUUAGACUCCUUAUUGGGUGAGCAACGCAGCCAAGCAAGACAGUUGGAGCCUCCCUCCUCCCUGGCUGGCAGGCAGGGAGGGAGGGAGAGGAGCUGCUUCCUUUGAAACCUGGGAAAUUUAAGGGACAUCAUCAAUAAGGGACAGCAGCGGGACAUGGCGCUGGGAUAAGGGACUGUCCCGCCAAAUAAGGGACGCUUGACAGCUAUGGAAAUAUUUCUUAGCCUGCUAGGCAGGUUUAUUUAAACUAUAGGGGAAAUUGUAAGCAAUAGUCUUUCCCCAGAAGCAACGAUUGGAUAAAGCCUGUAAUUAGUUUUUGGCAAUCUCCUCCUGCUCCUCUUUCUCUUCUGGGAAACAGAGAGUAAGUGUGGAGUUUGUCCCAAAUAGAUUGGGGCCUCUAUGGUGAAAUCUGUCAUGCUCCCACUUUCCUGACAUUUCCUCGGUGGCGAUUCAGACACACUGGGAUUUAAAGUCAUGUGGCACAAAGGCUAUGCAUCAUGUGGCAGGUGCAACAUGUUCCCUGAUAGUGAAACCCUGUAUUUUAUUGUAUGGUUUGAAAACCAGCAUGUGGCCACGAUUUGUGUGUACGAGGGAACCUCUCCAUCUCUUAAACCAAAGUUGUUUGUGUCGGAGACAAAGAAGUGUUGUAUUUGAUGUUUGCUUGGACAUGUAAAAGAAUCUCCUUUGCUGUUGAAAGUACCUCUUUUCUUCCCCCCCCAAAAAGCUACUCAGAAUUGUCCUAAAUCACCGUCAUUUCUUGAAUUCUAGAAAUUACAGUUUUAUGAGGAUAGGCAUCAACUUCCUGCUCCUAAUUGGACAGAACUAGCAAACCUUAUAAACAACUGCAUGGAUUAUGAGCCAGACUUCAGACCCUCUUUUAGAGCGGUUAUACGUGACCUUAACAGUUUGUUCGCUCCAGGUAUGUUAAUGGAGAAGAGGUAACUAAAUUUUGGUGGGAGGCGCAAUAUGUUUUCUGAUCUGCAGUUAGAGUAGAAUCUACUGCAUAGGCCAGUGAUGGCCAAACUUAGGCCCUCCAGCUGUUUUGGGACUACAGUUCCCAUCAUCCCUGACCACUGGUUAGCUAGGGAUGUUGGGAGUUGUAGUCCCCAAACAGCUGGAGGGCCAAGUGUGGCCAUCACUGGCAUAGGCAAACUGUUGCAGGGGAGAAGGAUGUUGUUCUGAAUGUGUUCAUAAGACCUGGUGUGGCCUAGUGGCUAAGAGCCUGAGCUAUGGAUCGAGAAAUGAUGAUGAUGAUGAUAAUAAUAAUAAUACAGUAAUAAUAUUUAUUUAUUUAUUUAUUUAUUCAUUCAUUCAUUCAUUCAUACCCCGUCCACUCUGGGCAGUUCUCAACAGAAUAUUAAAAACACGAUAAAACAUCAAAUAUUAAUAACUUCCCUAAACAGGGCUGCCUUCAAAUGUCUUCUAAAAGUCAGAUAGUUGUUUAUUUCCUUGACAUCUGGUGGGAGCGCGUUCCACAGGGCAGGCGCCACCACCAAGAAGGCUCUUUGCCUGGUUCCCUGUAACCUCACUUCUUGCAGUGAGGGAUCCGCCAGAAGGACCUCGGAGCUGGACCUCAGUGUCCAGGCAGAACGAUGGAUCAAGAAAUCCCUGCUUCAGCUCCGUAAUCUGUCACGAGCUCUGCCAAGCAAGUCACCGCUUUUGUAGCUUCAGUGCCCAUCUGCAAUAUGGGAAUAUCAACACUGAGCUCACUUUAUAGAGUUGAUGUAUUUGAAAACACUAUGAACUCUGUAAAGAGCUACAUGAAUGUAAUGUAUUAUUUAUCUGAAACACUUUACUUCAUGGAUAAAUCUCUCUUAAUCUUGCCGUACAGCAAGUGAAGCCUAUUAAUAAAUAUUCUCCAAUUUAACCCAAUAUUUUAAACUUGUGUGUGUUGGGGAAGUGAAAUGCAAGGCUAUAGAUCCAUAGUACUUAAAAAAAUAAUAAUUAAAAGUUGUGUUAAACCAAUCAGGGCCAUUUUGCACAUUACACAGCUUUGAUUUUUUUCAGCUUGAACUUCCCCACCUCUGAUGUUGUAUGACAUCAGCGGCUUGGGAAAGGUGAGCAUGGUUGACCAAUGAUUGGAUGGGCCAAUUUCUGGCUUAGUGGGGUUAAUUAGACCUGUAGGCAGGAGAUUCCACACCACUGCUAUAGAACAUGUCUGUCUGCAGAUAUAUUUGAGUUGCACACAUAACUUUUCUUCUUGUAUCAAAAUUUGUUUGCGCUUGUAGAGUUAAUGAGCAAAUGAACCAUCAGUGGGAAGUUUUGAAAUGCACUAGGGAUUAGGCUGCUUCUAUUAUCUUCCCGUGGGAUGCGGGAGGCACUGUGGUCUAAAUCACUGAGCCUCUUGGGCUUGUCGAUCAGAAGGUUAGCGGUUCAAAUCCCCGCGACAGGGUGAGCUCCCGUUGCUCUGUCCCAGCUCCUGUCAACCUAGCAGUUUGAAAGCAUGUCAAACUGCAAGUAGAUAAAUAGGUACCACUCCAGCGGGAAGGUAAACGGCGUUUCCGUGUGCUGCUCUGGUUUUACCAGAAGUGGCUUAGUCAUGCUGGCCACAUGACCCGGAAGCUGUCUGUGAACAAACGCCAGCUCCCUUGGCCUAUAGUGCAAAAUGAGUGCGCAACCCCAGAGUCGUCCGGUCCGGGGUACCUUUACCUUUAUUAAGAUAGCAUGUUCAUAUUUUCCAGGGCUGCACAAGUUAAUUUGUCUGCUGAUGAUGAUCUGUUUCUGUUCAGAUGCUGUAGGGGAGCCUAGCUGAACAUAAUAUUUUCUUUUGUGUGUGUGUGUUUUUUUUUCUUCAAGAUUACGAACUAUUGAAAGAAAGUGAUAUGUUACCAAAUAUGAGAAUUGGCGCUCUUGGGUUUUCUGGGGCUUUCGAAGGCAGGGACCCGACUUAUUUUGAAGAGCGGCACCUGAAAUUUUUGCAACAACUUGGCAAGGUAAGAAGAUGGGGUGUCUUCUUGCAAAGAUAUGUGAUACCGUUAGAAACAAAUAAGAUAUAGAGUGGGAAACCAUGGCUAACUUGAAAUAAUUUGCAUACUUUGCAUAGUGUCAAGGCUGCCUCAAGUCUCAGCUCACAAAAGACCAACGCCUAUGUCUUCUUAUAUACAAAAGUGUUUAUUGCAGUUCAUUGUUUGCUUGACAUCCUAGGCGCGCAGCCUUACGUCUGCUACGCUUAGACCGCUGAAGUCCCCUCUGAAUCCGUCCCUCCCCUGCACCAAUUUAAGAGGCUUGCGCUGCUCCACCUCUUUCUCUCCUUCCUUUUCCGCAGGGUCCUUCUGCCCGCUGGGGUUUCGCCCCUCCUGGAUUCCUCUGACGCGGAAUCAGACUGCUCUUCCCCCUCCUGCGGGCUUUGGGACCUGGCCCCUCCUCCGGGCUCCCUGUACUUCCGCGCGCCUCUACAUUUGAACUUGGCGCGCGCGCCAAACCUCUAACUUUCCUUUUGACAGUUACACUACUCCCUUCACUGCCCCCUCCCCUUCCGGGAGGGCGGCUUGCUCUGACCUCCCUCCUUUCUCUGCUGCCGGAGCUGCUUCCCCUGGCACACUGGAAACUCCACCCCCUUCGCUGCACUCUGGUGGGGAGGCUGGUCCUGACGCCCAGCUGCCACUUUGGGAUCCUCCGCUGGCCCCCUGCUCCUGACACGUCCCCCCUGGGCCUCCCCUGGCCUUGACCACCGGCGCCCCCUUCUGGGAAUCCUCUGAUUCGCUGGAAAGACUCAUGGAAUCUCUUGAGUCAUUGUCAUCCUCUUCCUCGCUGGCUUGGAAUUCAUCCCCAUCGCUCUCCAUCUCCUGCCUACCCUGUGCCUCUCUCCCUGAACCCCUGACACAUAGUAUUUUUGGAAGUGCUUAUUUUAACAGAAGCAGAGACUGCCCUUUAAUAUGUAUUUUUUUCGGAGUGGUUUCAGCUUUUUGAAAGAGCAACUGUUUUUUGUUUUGCUCCCUAUCUGUGCAGCUUUUGGGGGAUGGCGAUAGUUCAGAAAUAUCCUACUCUGUUCCACUUCUAAGGAUGGAUCUACACACAGGGAGGCACUCUAAAUAAGUCAGAAAUUAGAUUGUUAUAACAAAGAAAAAGAACCCUACAGAAAAUUGCAUAUAAAAAUUUCCUGCUCUCUGGCCCCAUCUGGUGUUGCAUGUUUAUAAUGCAUUCAAAACACUGCUUUUUUGACUAAUGUAGCUGAGUCCUAACAGCAGUAUGGAAUUUAUACCUCCACCCCAAGAUAUUUGUCUCCCUCUUAUCGGAAGGCUUGCAUUCUUCUUUAAGACGAAGAAUGACAAGAUAUGGGGGGAGCCUCUGUUGUGCACACCAUACCUCCUUUGUCCCUAAAUUUUAAUCUUUCCUCUUAACUUUAAACCAGCUCUUUUUUUGGUUUACCUUCAGGUUUUCUCCCUUGAACCCCUUCCUAUUUCCCCCUCCUUUUGCUGCUUCCCUCUUUGUCACAUUUCUCCUUUUGCGAGCCAGUGUGGUGUAAUGGUUAAGAGCGAUAGACUCGUAAUCUGGUGAACCGGGUUCGCUUCCCUGCUCCUCCACAUGCAGCUACUGGGUAACCUUGGGCUAGUCACACUUCUCUGAAGUCUCUCAGCCUCGCUCACCUCACAGAGUGUUUGUUGUGGGGGAGGAAGGGAAAGGAGAAUGUUAGCUGCUUUGAGACUCCUUUGGGUAGUAAUAAAGUGGGAUAUCAAAUCCAAACUCUUCUUUGCAGUAAAUCACUGGAUGUGAAGAGAGCAGGGAAUUUAGGGGCUUCCUUUGUGUUCAACCUGCCUCCUUUAUCCCUGAGCCUUUGGGGUGUGUGUCGUUGCUUGUACAUCACAUCUUCAGAUUUGUUUACUUCACAGCCCUGAGCGGUCAAAACAUAACCCAAGUGCAGGAAUAUUUUUCCUUUGGCUCAUGCAGCUUUCGGAUGCUUUUAGGUCUUGGCAGUGCCUGUUCCUUUCCUGUCUCUCUUCUUAAAUGUGCAAUUCUGCUUCCCUUUAUUUAAAUAUAUAUGCAGGCUGCCCCUGAAGUCAUAUGGGUGAAGUUUUCUUGUCCUCCUUCAUCUUCAGGAGAUGUUGUUGUUGUUGUUUAACUGUUUUUGUGCACUCUUUUUUAAUAUUAUUCUUUAUUGAUUAAAAAUUUACAUAUCUAUACAAACAUUAUAUGCCAUCUCUUUACAAAUGAAGAAAAAGAAAAUUAGGUAGAAAAUAGAAAAUUUAUAAAGGAAUAAAAAAGAGGAAAAGGAAGGGGGAGGAAUAACAAAAAUACGAAAUAAAAAAAAUCAAAAGAGGAAAAGAAAAGACAUUAUUUACAGAAUAAAAGUGUUCAUCAACACAAUCCUUCCCAUCCUUCUCAUUAUACUGUAAUAUAAUUCUUUUUUAACACAGAUUUGUACUGUAGAAUAUCAUUUCUUUUCUGCUUUGUAUAUAUUCCUCUAAUCAUUUUCUUUACAAAUAUCACUCAGUUUCUGCUAAUAUGGAAUUAUUUGUACAAUAAAGUUUUACAUCAUUCUUAAAUAUUUAAGACCUAUGUUUUUGUGCACUCUUAAUAAUCUUAGACUUGGAGUGUUACCAAAGUCCCAAGUUGGUGGCGAAAACAGGACAUUUAUUGAGUCAUUAGUGGGAUCCCAUUCCUGGCUGUGUCACCAGGUAGAUCGCUCAUUAUGCAGGCACGAAUUGUGCUGUGUGGCACUGGGAAAAGAACCCGUCGUAUUUUCUUUCAAUUAUUUCUAUGAUUUUGUCACCCAUCAAGUCCCAGGGCAGGUUACAACCAUAGGAUGAGUUGGGUGGGUCCUAAAAAUAAAUAUAUCAGCUGUCAAAACAAUAGUGCAGGGUUCCUCCCCUGCCCCGCCAUGCCCCCCGGGCUUGAUAUAUAAAUGUUUCUAUUCAUAUUCCUUGCAGGGGAAUUUUGGCAGUGUGGAGAUGUGCCGGUAUGACCCGCUGCAGGACAACACAGGGGAAGUGGUGGCUGUUAAAAAGCUACAGCACAGCACGGAAGAACACCUGCGAGACUUUGAAAGAGAAAUCGAAAUUCUUAAAUCUCUGCAACAUGACAACAUUGUGAAGUACAAAGGCGUGUGCUACAGUGCUGGUACAUGCGCUUUCUAAUGUUAUUUGUUAAGCAAAAGCUAGCAAUCCCUUGAUAACUUAUCAAAUCUUCCCCUUAGCGUGAAUCAGUUGUUCCCCAUUAGCAUGAAUUCGGAGAUGUCCGAACAGUCUCUCUUUAAAUUAGAGUGUGACCUUUCCUGUUCACAUUUUAAAGAGCAGCCACAAUCACACUGUCAAGAGUCUCUGCAGUUAUUAGCAUAUACUUGCAACGAUUUCCAAAACAUCAACUAAACGAGAUGUGGUUUCAGUAAAUGUCAUUGCAUCCUUCUUCGUUUAAGCAUUAGCUUUUAAUCCAGCAUUUGUCUGUUAGCGUGCUGUGCUCUACAGCAACAGCUCCCUUCCUGAGCUGCAUUUCCCUGCAUGGUUUUAACAGUCAAAAUCCCCCUUCAUAGGGAAUUCUGGAAAUCUGUGAAGGGGAAUAGGGGCCUCCUAAGAACUUGCAGCAUCCUUAACGAGUUACAGCUCCCAGAAUCCUUUGGGAGAAGCCAUGAUGGUUUAAAGUCAUAUCAUAGGGUUUUAAAUAUCUGAUGCGAAUGUGGCCAGACACACUGUACUGACACAAUAGUGGUCACAUCUCAUGGGGGGGGCACAGGGGUAGUUACCCUGGCCGCAAAAUUGUAACACCGGGUGCUGCUUCAGUACAGCUGUACACUCCCGUUGGCUGGGCUCCGUUGAAAACAUGUUCUCCGUGCAAACUAGGAAGUGACCUCUCCAAACAAUGGAACAACUCUUCUUCUUUUUUAAUCUCUGGGUGACAUGGACACUUUUAGGCAGUUGAAUGUGCAUGCGUACUCCUUCCAUUUCACUCCCUCUCACUCCAUGCAGCCCCGGGCACUGUCAACCCUUGCUACACCACUGCAUUUCAUUCCAGAAAUGCAUUUGCCAGGGUAGCCCAUUUUGGGCUGUCAUUGUUUUGAACUUUAUCUUUUAGUGUUGCCCGUGUUAAAGUAGCAGCAUGUAACUCUGCUUACUACUCAUCAAACACAUCUUCCUCGUGUAACUAGCUGUUUCACGAUCUUCAGAGUUUCUUUCUACGCAUUUGGAAAACAGCAAGCUUAACUAAAUUUGAUUUUUGGCAAAAGAAUACCAUAAUGGAAUCUUCCACUGCAUAUAUGCUGCAGAUGGUCUGUGCCUUUUGCUUAUAACGUGCUAUAUGAAGGAAGCUCUGUAAAGCGUAAUUUUGAAUCUUUUUCUUUUCUUUUGCCACGUGUUUGGGAAGGCCGGAGAAAUCUGAAAUUGAUAAUGGAGUACUUGCCCCACGGAAGUUUGCGAGACUAUCUCCAGAAGCACAAAGACAGGUUGGAUCAUAAGAAACUCCUACAUUAUGCCUCUCAGAUAUGUAAGGUAAUACAUUUUACUGGUGUCUCGAACUCUACUGAAGUCUGCUCUGGGAGCAAGUGGUGUGAGAACCGGAGCUGUUUGCCGCAAACUCUGUAAACGCUCGGGCAGAUUGUGUGCAGUUCUCCUUCCCAGUACAGUGCAGGGUCAUAGAACCAUAAAGUUGGAGGAAACUUGGAGAUAAUCGAAAACACAACUGUUGCCUCUUCUCUUCCACUCGCUCAUGCCAGGCAGCAAACAGCAUAGAGGUGACAGCAGAUUUAUGCUGCAGAUGUUGUCAUGUUGUGCUCCAGAGCUCCCAUUUCGCCUGCUUAGCCGUCAUAUAAGCAAGCCUUUGCUGGCCCACAGGGCAUUUCUUGGCCAAGUUUCGUCCAAUGCACGAGGCGAAUUUUGAAGAAAUGAAUGUGGGAGGAGUAAAGAAAUGGAACAAUUUUGCAGGGAAUGUCCCCCGUUGACGGAAAACAGGAGAAUCGUGUAAAGACACACACGUAAAAGAAAUGUUUGGUUCUGAGAGAGAAGACUUAGAAUUUCUAGGAGUAAGCAUCAGUGAAAUGGAUGAGGUUAUUCUCAGGGUCAAAAUGAUAGCUGUGUGUCUAUAGUGUCAGUGCUGUAUGCAGCAAGGUCAAGAACGCCGCUGGUCAAUUCAGCGUUCUGCACAAUUGUUUUGCAGCAGACACAAUGGUGACAUCUAGUGGUACUUGGGUCACAGUUUGGUAGAGGAAUGGUGAACUUUAGGAACAGCUCCUGCCUAUUCCUCCCUGUCUGUUGUUUCCUAAUAGCAUAGGAUUAUGUGGAUAAGCUGGAUGUUCAUAAGCAUUUGGGGGGGAAUUCUGACAGCCAGGUGUUAAUUACAUGUCUCAUCAUCUCUUCUGCAACCAGUAUUUAUUGAACCCAUGAACACUGAUUUUAUAACACCAUUUGUGUACGCACAGGGUAUGGAGUAUCUGGGUUCAAAAAGAUACGUUCACAGAGAUCUAGCAACACGGAAUAUCUUGGUGGAGAAUGAAAACAGGGUUAAAAUUGGAGACUUUGGCUUGACAAAAGUUUUGCCUCAGGACAAAGAAUACUACAAAGUCAAGGAACCAGGAGAGAGUCCCAUAUUUUGGUAUGUUUCUCUCUGCCGCUUGAUUACAAGGCAAAUGAUUUGGGGGAAAUGCAAUACUGCAUAAAUUAUUUGGCCCUUGGAAUAUAAUAAAGCGAUGCAUCUAAAACUUACUCAGUCUAGAGUAUUAUUCUUGGUAUGAGCUUUCGUGUGCAUGCACACUUCUUCAGAUACACUGAAACAGAAGUCACCAGACCCUUAUCUAUAGUGAGGGUGGGGAGGGGUAUUACUCAGAAGGGUGGUGGGAAUGGGUGAUUGGCUGAUAGGUGUGGCCAAACCCUACGCCAAAGGAUAAAUGGGCAUAAAUCUGACAUCAGGAAUCACAAGACAGAGAAAGCAGUAGGAGAACACUUCAGUUUCCCAGGACAUUCUAUACAAGAUCUCAAAGUAGCUGUCUUAUUACAAAAGAAUUUCAGAAAUAGACUGGAAAGAGAAGUUGCUGAAUUGCAACUUGUUACCAAACUUAAAACCAUGGAGAGACCUGGUCUGAAUAGAGACAUUGGAUUCUUUUCAUUAGCUAUCUCACCCCUUGCUUUUUCCUGUAAGACCAAUUGCAGUCAUUAACAGUUGUUAACAGGUUUACCACACCUAUCAGCCAAUCACCCAUUCCCACCACCCUUCUGAGUAAUACCCCUCCCCACCCUCUCACUAUAUAGAAGGGUCUGGUGACUUCUGUUUCAGUGUAUCUAAAGAAGUGUGCAUGCACACGAAAGCUCAUACCAAGAACAAACUUAGUUGGUCUCUUAAGGUGCUACUGGAAGAAAAAAAUAUAUAUUUGUUUUGACUGCGGCAGACCAACACGGCUACCUACCUAUUAUUAUUAUUAUUAUUAUUAUUAUUAUUAUUACCCCUGCUACUCUGGGCGGCUUCCAACACAUAUAAAAACAUAGUAAAACAUCAAACAUUAAAAACUUUCCUUAGCAGGGCCACCUUCAUCUGUCUUCUAAAAGUCAUAGAGUUGUUUAUCUCCUUGACAUCCGAUGGGAGGGCAUUCCACAGGGAAGGCGCCACUACCGAGAAAGCCCUCUGCCUCGUUCCCUGUAACUUCACUUCUUCCAUUGAGGGAACUGCCAGAAGGCCCUCGGAGCUGAACAAGAGAGGUGGAGAUGCUCCUUCGGGUAUACAGAGCCGAGGCCGUUUAGGGCUUUAAAGCUCAGCACCAACACUUUGAAUUAUGCUUGGAAACGUACUGGGAGCCAGUGUAGACCUUUCAGGACCUGAGUUAUAUGGUCUCGGCAGCCACUCCCAGUCACCAGUCUGGCAGCCACAUUCUGGAUUAGUUGUAGCUUCCAAGUCACUUUCAAAGGUAGCCCCACGUCUAGUGCAUUGCAGUAGUCCAAGCGGGAGAUAACCAGAGCAUGUACCACUCUGGCAAAACAAUGCGCAGGCAGGUAGGGUCUCAGCCGGCGUACCAGAUGGAGCUGGUAGACAGCCCCCCUGGACACAGAAUUGACCUGUUAAGGGUAUAAUGUGUUGUGUUAAAUUGUUUUUGUUUUAUAGAUCUCCUUUUUUCCCCCUCCUGUCCCCUUUCUCUUCUCUCCUCCCCUCCCCGGCUUCUUAUGCUAUAGGUAUGCUCCAGAAUCACUGACGGACAACAAGUUUUCUGUGGCUUCUGAUAUGUGGAGUUUUGGUGUGGUCCUCUAUGAACUCUUCACGUAUAUAGACAAGAACAAAAGCCCCCCAGCGGUUUGUAGAUAACCUACAUGUGUAUACUUGGUCUAGGGCUAUGACUAUCCCCGUUAGGAGAGGGUGGGGGACCUUUUGUCCCUGCUAGGCCAUAUUUUGUUGAGUCAAAGUGGUUAGGAGUUAACAGCUACUUCCCUUGGCUUCUCUGCUGCACAUUGAGAAAGGGACUCCUGUUUCUCCCUGCGCAGCACAGAAACACAGCCAGCUGCCCGUGGAGAAACAAACUUGUCUUUUCCUCUAUGGACAGGUCAACAGCAGGAAUCUCGUGUGUGUGUGUGUGUGUGUGUGUGUGUUUUAACAUAUCAUUUCCAAUAAUCACAUAGCAUAUCUUCUUAUCUUAUACAUUGUUUUAGACUUCCGUCAACACCUCUGAUGAUUUUCCGUCUUUUAUCACUUAUUCUGCAUUUCUUGAUAUAUCUUUUACUCUUAAUUAUCAUCAACUAAUAAUUCUCCUCAUAGUCUUUCUUGUAAUAUUUCAUAUAAUUCUCCUUACAAAACUUCUUGCAAUCCUACUGGCAUAAUCUGUUCAUUACUAUUACUUUUCAAAUAGUUCAUAUAUUUACUCCAGUCUUCUAAGAAUCUCUGAUCCCGCAGGUUUCGAAUCCUUCCAGUUAAUUUAUCCAAUUCUGCAUAGCCCAUCAAUUUCAUCCGCCAAUUCUUCUAUCAUCGGUAAUUCUUCUUGCUUCCAUUUUUGUGCCAAUAAUAUUCUUGCUGCCGUCAUUGCAUAUGAAAACAACUUACAGUCCUGUCUAUUAAUCUCAUCUCCUACAGUGCCAAGUAAAAAUGCUUCUGGUUUCUUAAUAGAUGUAUAUUUCAACAUCUUUUUCAUCUCAUUAUAUAUCAUUUCCCAUAAGUUUUUCACUUUUAACAACAGGAAUCUCUCACUUUCCCUCUUCACUCCUGCUGAGCUGCGGUCUCCUCCCUCCAAGCUGCUAAUCAGCACAAAAUACUGCAGGGUCUCAUUUUCCCUGCAAAUGUUUGUUUCUGCCUUUUAGGGCCUUCUGAAAUUACAGUUAUUUAUAUGCUUUUGUAGCCCACGCUUCAUGCGCUCUCAGAUUACCAGCAGCCUAAAACAAGUUAGCCCCACUUAGUGGCAUAACAGCUGAAUCGUCAAUUACAUCCUAUCAAACAGGAAGCAAAACCAGCAGCGACACUGCAGAGGGAAUAAUACCCUGAUCUUGCCCUCUACCCUCCAAGAAGAUGUGUCUUGUAGCAGGGAGGGCAUUCCACAACCGAGGGGGGCCACCACGCAGAAGACCCUCCAUGCCCUGCUGCUUCACAAAAGCCACCAGUGAUGGCACUCCCACCCCUGGCAGAUCUUAAUGCCUGGGAAUGUCUGGGGGGGGGGCAUGCUCUAAGCACAAUGUGCUGUGCAUGGGACUGCCCUUGAGGGUCGUUUGGAAAUGUCAGCAGGCCCAGAGUAUGGCCGCAGAGUUUGUAGCAAAGAUUCCUAGCACUGUGGUUGCUGAUGUGUUUCCAGCCUAAAUUCAAGGUGCUGAGAUUUACUUCUGGGGCAGAAAGUGGUAAGGGGAAUAUGCCACCAGUGGGGGGGAGCAGGGUGAAAGCAACAUGGGUGGGAUGCGCUUUCUCUUUCCCCAUCCUCUCUGACCUCUCUUCUCUCCACACACAAAUGCACUUUUCAUUAAUCCCUUUUCCCCAUCUUCAUCUAUCCAUCCAUUCAUUUUCGUUCUCUUCUGGCUGGAGCAACCAUUCCGAAGGAGGUUGAGUGCUACAUGCAGACUCCAGGCCAACAAAUUGCAAAGUUCAUUACAGUCUGAACCCAGAAGGAAAUGCCUUCUCCCUUGUCUUCCCAACCCCCUGUUAAGUAGCUCUUUUUCAGUAGCUGGCUCCAAGAUUUGGAAUUAGUUACCAGGUUUGGUGUAUGUAAAUCUGGGAGACUGGCCCUUUUAAACAAGCAAGCCUUUUGUAACUAAAUAUAUUAACACCAGCUCUCUCCUUUUUAAAAUCUAACUCUGAUAGUAUUUUAUUGUUGCUCAAGUUUUGUUUUGUUUUUUUUAAAAAAAUCAGUUUUAACCUACUGCAGGAACAAAUGUUGAAAAACAGGCCAUAAAUUUUCCAAAUAAAUAAAAGCAAGUUUCUGUCUGCAAAACCUUCAUAUUGGCGUAGACUUUUUUUAAAAACUUUAUUAAAUGAGGGAUAUUCUAUAGGCCUUAAAGGUUUGCCUCUCUGACAUAUUGCAUUCUAUCCAACAAAGACUAGUGUGCCUUCUGCGUAGCUCCUCCUAUGAAACUGGGUAAUUCUUUGAUACUUUGAUGUCAUUAACCUUAACGGAAACUCAACUUGGAAUUUUUAUUUUAGGAGUUCAUGCGCAUGAUUGGGAAUGAUAAGCAGAACCAGAUGAUUGUGUUCCAUUUGAUAGAGCUGUUGAAGAAUAACGGAAGGCUGCUCAGACCUGACGGAUGCCCGGAUGAGGUACCUGAAUGUAUCACUUUAUCAUGCUUUUCUCUCACUUGGUGUAGCUGUCAGUCAUGGUGUGCCUCUGAAUUGUUCCUGUGGUAGAGACGACCAUAGCAGAACACUUGCCCCCGUGUUUACCUGGAAGCCUAGUAGCGUGGGCAGUUUCCCCAUCCUUCAAAAGUUUUCUUGUAAGACCAAAAACUUGGGCUUUCUCAUUCAUGAGCAACUUAGUUUUUUUAGAAACAAGAAAGCCAGUGUGGAAGUGCAAUGCCAUCUAGAAUCCAUUCGUUAUUUCCAGUUUACAAAGCUUGCUUUUGCAAACAGCUACUUGUAAAUGUGGAGGACGCAGGUGGCGCUGUGGGUUAAACCACAGAGCCUAGGGCUUGCCGAUCAGAAGGUCGGCGGUUCGAAUCCCCACGACAGGGUGAGCUCCCGUUGCUCGGUCCCUGCUCCUGCCAACCUAGCAGUUCGAAAGCACGUCAAAGUGCAAGUAGAUAAAUAGGUACAGCUCUGGCGGGAAGGUAACGGCAUUUCCGUGCGCUGCUCUGCUUCGCCAGAAGCAGCUUAGUCAUGCUGGCCACAUGACCCGGAACCACAGCCAGCUGCGGGUAUACAAAUGUAAGAAACAACAACAACAUAAAUAGAUCCCAUUUGAGAACAGGGGAAUGGCCUUAAGUACUUAAGUACAGACCCGUCCCUAAUUCACUUUCAGAAGUGGCUGAAGUAAAACGACUGCCUGAUGGACUGCCUUGAGAAAUGUUUCCUCGUCAUGAUUGCUUAAAGAUGGUUGAUAUUUCCAAUAUGUAUUUUAUGGUGGAGGGAGAAAGCUUACAAGAGAUAUGGGGAAAACCGAGGAGCUGGUGGAACUCACUGCUACCUGGCCCUCCCCAGUACUGUUAUAACUCUCUGCCAACCCUUGCUCUCUGCUUGCAAAACCGUCUCGUUUCGGAAGGAAACUGUGUGGCUCUCUAGAUAUUGCUAGACUCCCAGUUCCCAUCAUCCCUGACCAUUUGGCAAUGCUGGCUGUGGUUGAUGGUAGUUGGGAGCCCAGCAACAUACGGAGAGUUGCAGGUUGCUGCCCUGCCACUGAUCUAAAUUACAGGUUCAAGUGAUUACCUGGCACACACCUGUUGUACGAGUUGUCAUGUUAAUAAAAAUAGCAAAACUGGCUCAACCAAGCCAUCACACUACUUACGAGGAACUUCAUCAGAAAGACAUAGCUAAAGUCAGGCAUAGGCAAACUCAUCCCUCCAGAUGUUUUGGGACUACAACUCCCAUGAUCCCUAGAUAACAGGAUCAGUGGUCAGGGAUGAUGGGAAUUGUAGUCCCAAAACAUCUGGAGGGCCGAGUUUGCCUAUGCCUGGCUAAAGUCAAUAGUGGAGCUAGUUGUUCCAGACAGAUCACUCUUUGAGAGGAUGAUAGCUUUAGCAGCCCCUUUUCCUCGUCGUUACUUCUCCCUGCCUAUGGAAGAGAUGUAUGGCUCAGGACUGCAAUACCUCAAGGACCGCCCCUUUCCAUAUGAACCUGCCCAGACCCUGAGAUCAUCUUCUGAGGCCCUCCUUCGUGUGCCGCCUCCUUGAGAGGUCCGGAGGGUGGCAACACGAGAACAGGGCCUUCUCUGCAGUGGCUCCCCUUCUCCGGAAUGCUCUCCCCAGGGAAGUUCACCUGAUGCCUUCAUUAUACACCUUUGGGCACCAGGCAAAAACGUUCCUUUUAAACCAGGCCUUUGGUUGACCUGAUUGACAUCCUAUACCCUUUAAAAAUGUGGCUCUUUUUUGCGGGGGUGGGGUGUUGUUAUUGGGUUAUUGUUCUUAUUUUGAUUUUAUAUAUUGUUAUCUUUUCUGUGAACUGCCCUGAGACCUCCAGGUAUAGGGUGGUAUUUAAAUUCUAUGAGAUCCAGCGCCGAGGGCCUUCUGUCAGUUCCCUCGUUGCGAGAAGUGAGGUUACAGGGAACCAGGCAGAGGGCCUUCUCGGUAGUGGCACCUGCCCUGUGGAACACCCUCCCAUCAGAUGUCAAGGAAAUAAGCAGAUAUCCUAUUUUUAAAAGACAUCUGAAGGCAGCCCUGUUUAGGGAAGUUUUAAAAUAUUUAAUGCUGUAUUGUUUUAAACACUCGAUUGGGAGCCGCCCAUAGUGGCUGGGGAACUCAGCCAGAUGGGUGGAGUAUAAAUAAUAAAUUAUGAUUAUGACUAUUAUGAUUAUUAUUAUUCUACUAAUGAUGAUGAUGAUGUAGUAUAUGGUGGAAACCAUGAAUAGAGGGGAUUUGCAUAAGGUAUGGAAGAAAUGUGCUGGCCUGGGAUUGCUGACAGGUUUUGCACGACUAUUCGCACCGCACUGAGAGCCAGUGUGGUGUAGUGGUUAAGAGUGGUAGACUCGUAAUCUGGUGAACCGGGUUCGCUUCCCCGCUCCUCCACAUGCAGCUGCUGGGUGACUUUGGGCUAGUCGCACUUCUCUGAAGUCUCUCAGCCUCACUCACCUCACAGAGUGUUUGUUGUGGGGGAGGAAGGGAAAGGAGAUUGUUGGCCGCUUUGAGACUCCCUAGGGUAGUGAUAAAGCGGGAUAUCAAAUUCAAACUCUUCUUCUUCCAUUUCUGCUCAUCUCAUACUGGUGUUUUCUCUCUUGCCAAGGUCUAUGCCAUCAUGACGGAGUGCUGGAACAACAGUGCCAGCCUGAGACCCUCCUUCAGGGAUCUUGCUCUGAGAGUGGAUCUCAUAAGGGAGAGCAUGGGUGGGUGAACAUGCUGGAAUUCACCCAAAGGGACCUGUCGACGUGCGCAGCAAGUGUGUCCUGUUCUUCGGGACGUUGCAGAUCGUUGCUUAUCCCGCACCCAUUCAGAGACGGCAGCAAAAUCAUCCCAUCCAACCUCGCCCGUGAUGACGAAGGAUGCGGCUUAGUUUCUUCAUCGGGAAUACUAGCGCGAUGCAUUGAUGAAAAGCACUUUGAUAGCAAAGGAAUUGCUUCCCCCCUUCCCUUUAUUUUGAAGCAGAAUAGUGCAGCGUGAUCAGUAAGCAUCACCAUGGUUUGCCUAAUAGGACAACUGCAGAAAAAAAUGAUGUCAGACAGGGGAGUUAUGGAAAGAUAAGAAGACUGGGUGAUUUAGGUUGCAAUCGUGUGCCUGCUUACCUGUGGAUUGCUAUUGACCAAUGAGACUUGCUUCUAAGGAGCUAUAUAUAGGACUAUGUUCUUCAGCAGCAGUUGACUUGCAGCGUUUCUGGUAGCACAGCUACCAGAAGACUUUGCGCUUCCAGCUGCACCACUUUGAAAAAGAGCAAAUGUUUGCACUUAACAAUGGAAUUACCAGUGCAUGGGUUCCUCUUUUCGCUACCCCUUAUUUUGUUCCCUCCCCCUGCUACCUUUGUCCACUUUUGCCUGCCAUAAGAGGUGAUGGUAUACCAGGCGAAGCUACCUUUCACGUAGCUUGGAACGGUGUGUUCCUUUGCGUAGAUGAACAUUUCUUUAGGUGUGUGCAGUUAUGCAAUUCUGUGAGAGACUUAAAGAUAUUUUUUAUAUAAAAAGGAUAAUAUAAGUGUAGCAGAGAAACACAAAGCACCGGUCAGGAUGAGAGAAGAUUGAUGAUGGGUCCUGGCGAUAGCUUUUAUGUCAUACAACUGCCCAAUGCUGUGCCAGCACAAGAACCGCUCAAAACACAGCAGCAGUACAAAGUUGAGGCUCAGUUGCAGACGCGUUUCGUGCCCUGCAAGCCGUUGCUGAGUAAGUCUGAGUUGCAGAAAGCAGCAGAAAGAAGCCGCUGGAAUACCUUUUUGACUUUUUCCUGCAGUGAACUAUGAGCGAUUUAGCCUCCUGUUCCAUGCAUUGCACAAGAGCCGCUGUUUUAUGAAAGGGUUUGUUGCUGUUUAUUAGUUUUAAAACUUUUUUUACUUUGUCAAGGCGUCACGGCUUUAAUGUGUAGAAGAAAGGCUUUAAAAAAGAGAAAAAUAGCCGUUUAAGCAACUUCUGUGUGCCUGUCUAAGCCAGCCAGAGAAGAGAUGUCUGUUCAGGCAGUGUGAUGUACUGUAAAUACUUCAAAGGAAAGGGAACAAAUAAGAAGAGAUAUUUUUUUAAACAAACACCUGCUGAAAAUUGCAUUUUUAAAUGAACAAGUAUAUAUAGCAGUCUAUUUUCCUAUGUAUGUUGUGGAUAUGUCAAGCGCUGACCGCGUUUCCUUAAGGCACAGUUUUUUGAAAUCAUGUCAUCGGCAGCAGCUUAAUAUGUUCCCCAUGCUAAACUUUGUUAGCCUUGCCUACUUUCCCAGAUGCUGCAUUUUUCCUUUCUACCCUCUUCAACGUUUUACUGGGUGACCCAGUCAGAUUGAAAUAGAAAAGCAGGCUUCCAAUGUUACGAAGAACAAAUGUCACCCAUCUGGCCCGUCCUAGUCUUCUUCAGGUUACUGAACAAUUUGGCUCUGUGUAAGGAUAGCCAUGUGAUUUUUCCUUACCUCUUUUCACAACAGCCUAAGUUGUGAAAUAUAUAUAAAGCCACUGUAACUCCUUGCGCACCAGGCUCAGUGGCGCAAAUUUGCAUUUGCCAGCUUAGGAACAUGGAGAGUAACAAGCAGGUAGUAGCAUCAGACUCUCUUUCUUGCCCCUAAUGAUUUGGCUGUCGGCUUCAGAGCUGGCCAGAAUACUUUAACAGAAGGGCACUGGGUAUUUCCUCAUCUCUCACUGGUUGCCCACCAAGCCUUGUUUUGGUGACUUGCGAAAGAAGUAUCCUCCUUGGGAGAAGGUGCUGAGAAGAUGUUUGCUUCCUAAAAUCAAAAAGGGGGGACGUCAAUUGAAAGAGGUUGUUGCUUUCCACUAUGGAGAUGGAAUGAAAACUUGAAAUGUACUUCGGCGUAUGGCAGAACGUGCUUAGAUGUGCUAUGAACUUAUGUACCGUAUUUUUUGCUCUAUAAGACUCACUUUUUCCCACCUAAAAAGUAAGGGGAAAUGUGUAUGCAUCUUAUGGAGCGAAUGCAGGCUGCGCAGCUAUCCCAGAAGCCAGAACAGCAAGAGGGAUUGCUGCUUUUGCUGCGGAGCGAUCCCUCUUGCUGUUCUGGCUUCUGGGAUUCAGAAUAUUUUUUUUCUUGUUUUCCUCCUCCAAAAACUAGGUGCAUCUUGUGGUCUGGUGCGUCUUAUAGAGCGAAAAAUACGGUACCUACCUCAAAAAUGGAGGAGGGUGCAGCGAUGUGAGUUUUGCAUGAGGCUAAGAAGUACCUCCAAAAGUUGCAAUUACUUAGCAGGUGAGCUCCAGUCUACCAAUAUUUUGUGCCCCUGUGUGCUCUGGCAAGCGCUGAUCUAAUGGCUCUUGGGUAUGUGUGAAGCUCUCCUUCCACAUGUGCAGGAGAUUAUCAUUCUGUUUUACAAGCAGGGGUGUUUCACAUGUGCGAUGGGCAUACGGAACAGCAAUUCUUGUUUGUAAGUAGAGAUGGGAAACGCCGGCGUCUUUUCCUCUGGUAAAGACAUUUAUUUUAUUUGUAAGAGUAGAGAGUUAUGCAAGCAACUGCCGGGGGAUUGGCGGAAGGAGGAGAACGUGGGAUUGAAAUUGUGGGUAGCCAUGUUUUGUAACAGCACGUUAUGUUUAAAUGGCUGGAAAUGUUUGCAUUUUAAGAGACAGUUUCACAAUGUAUAUUUUUAAAUUGCUUUUGGUCGAAUACAUUGCACAUUUGUACAUUGCUUUGAAGUUGAUUUUAAAACAGGUUGUACAUGAAAUAUAUUUUCUUUUUUGUAGACUAUUUACGUGUAUUGUUUUUGUUUAGGUUCCGUAUUAACCGAAAUCAUAGUAGCAUAAGGUUUAAAGCGACAGCAGGUACCAGGAUAAACAGAUGCAGCCGUCUGACCAUGACAGAAGUGCAUCUUCUAUGUGAUCAAGGAUUUCAUAUUCCAUAUUUUUUUUAUAAAAAAAAAAGGAAGAAACCUCAGGGAAUUUUGUGUAAUGCAACAAAGAGUUCUUCCAUAGUGGUUUUUAAGUAAAUAAAAAUGUAUUUGUUUGAUCUAGUA
Messenger RNA from Podarcis lilfordi (Lilford's wall lizard), 83236 nucleotides. NCBI's taxonomy places the organism in Eukaryota, Metazoa, Chordata, Lepidosauria, Squamata, Lacertidae. The record is from the annotation of a GenBank genome assembly.